Podarcis lilfordi (Lilford's wall lizard) is the source of this 51338-nucleotide messenger RNA. The record is from the annotation of a GenBank genome assembly. Lineage: Eukaryota; Metazoa; Chordata; Lepidosauria; Squamata; Lacertidae.
CUGUACUUUCAUUUUAAAACUUUCUACCUUUUUAUCUUCCAGCUGUGCUUGCUGUGCUAAACCAUUGCUUGUUUCUCCCAAAAGCAGAAUGCUGGUGUCUGGCCUCCAUAGGAAAGAUAUGGGAGUGGCUACAUCACCGAGAAACUGAUAUAUUUUGGCACAUUGCCGAGGGACUUUUGUGCUCUAAAGCAUUAGAAGCCGGAGAAAAGAACUGUUUAUAGCACUGAAAGUGAACACAAAUUCUUGCAUAACCACCUAUCUCUGUGCUCACACUUUUUUUCAACUCAUGGUAAUAACUUUAAACUUUACAACCAAAAUUAUGAUUAAGGCAAAAUAUUUACACUGUGACUCAAAACAGUAGUAAAAGUUUCUCUGACUAAGCAAGUUUGAUUCAAAUUUUUAGCUAUUUGAAUUUAAAAAGGAAGAUGACUGUCUGGGAUUUCACUUCCAGAAUCUUGUGAGUCAUCUGGCUGGAGCAAGAGUUGUUUUAAAAUACAAGGGGGGGGGGGGGGUGUUGGUUUUUUUUAAAAAAAUCGGCCUUGCACGUUGUUGUUUUUUUAAAAGAGGAGGAGUCAAGCUGAAAGAAAGAAGGAUGUGCUUGAACUCAUCAUAUCACAGUAUUUAAACUUAGUUUCUCAGAGUGGAACAGCUGUUUCAAAGGGUAGUUUAUUUUAAAAUACUGUAGUCAUAAUUUUAAAAACCAGAAAAGAAAAAAGCUUUUUAUAAAAGUAAAGAUGCUAUUUAAGUUGCAGAUUUUUGCAAUGUUUUGGGGAGCUUAUGGCUAUCAGCUCAUUCCCAGGAUUGAAGAGUGUGGACUGACAUGUUCUCAGGUAUGUUACAGUUUCCUCUAUAUCUGUUGUCUCUGAAUAAGUAAAUUAAAUGCUGAUAACUGGAAGCACCUGAUAUACUCAUGAAAAACUUCUUACAUGUGCCAGUUUUCAGGUGGGGGCUGUGCAUUUCAACAAAAAGAAAUAUAUAUUUCGUUGAGCUUUCCCUAAAAAUGUAAAAUAAAAGCAUAGGGCAAUAGCCAAUGUUAAUUAUACUCUGAGUAGACUCAUUUAAAUUAACGGCAUGUUCUGGAUAUGAGCAGCAUUCAGAGAGCACCCAUACAGUGUUGCAAAAAUUCAUAGAAACAUUUUUUGUGGCUGCGAAAGAAAAUUAUCUGCAUUUUGAAGUUAGCAAUGCUGAACUCUUUCUGGUUAUGUUUGAUACUAAAUGCUUAGUAACACAAGCUUUCAGGAACUGUUACUUCCAAAUAUUAAAAAUAUAAAAGAGGAAAUGAGAGAGAAAAAUCAGACAGAUAUAAUUCAGUCCAUAUUAGGAUAGUGUGCAGAUCACUUUGAUGCUGGUCAUAUUUGCUUAUAAACUAUGAACACUGAUGAAAUUAACAAAACAGUCGUGCCUAAACUGAGCACAGAAUUGUUUUAUAUCCUCACUGACUAUCUGCUUUCAUAUAAAGCGCUCAUUGAUUUAUAUGAUCACCAGGAGCUGGAAAAUAAACUAAUUUAGGUCAAAACUUUAAACUCAGUCAUUCCUGUGGGCUUGCGCACUUCUUAGGCUUGGGCUGUGUACUGGAUAUAAAUGAGAUAAAUAAACAACACCACUACAACCAUGUCAUUUUCAGAUUGAAUGACUGCUUUAAGAAUACUGACUUUUCAAGGUAUCUCCACUUGGGGGCAGACCUGCAGAUAUGCUGAAGUGGAAUACAAUUCGAGUAGUGAAACAAGGUUGAGCGGUUUAUGAAAGCAAAGUUUUCAGCUGAGAGCCACACGGUGUUAAGAAGUGCAGUGAGUUUGCUAACAGCAGGUAGCUGCAACAAAAUGUUGCCAUGCAUCCUUUCUCAUAACAGGAUAGGGUUUCUGCUAACCAGUCCUUCCAAGCGGGUUACAGUGGUACCUCGGGUUAAGAACUAAUUCGUUCCGGAGGUCUGUUCUUAACCUGAAGCUGUUCUUAACCUGAAGCACCACUUUAGCUAAUGGGGCCUCCCGCUGCUGCCAGGCGAUUUCUGUUCUAAUCCUGAAGCAAAGUUCUUAACGCGAGGUACUAUUUCUGGGUUAGCAGUGUCUGUAACCUGAAGCGUAUGUAACUUGAAGCGUAUGUAACCCGAGGUACCACUGUAUAUGCACACACACCCACACCCCUUUUAAAUGACUGAUCCUCAGCACUGCAAGGCUAUUCAGCAUGGACAAAGGACUGGAGUUCGGUUACAGAUCUCCAUGUCAAAGAUGCCAAGUUCAGUACCUGUCAUUUUUACGGUUGGGGGAGUCUGAAAUCUUAAAGAGCUACUGCUAGUCCUUAUAAGCAGUGCUCAGCUAGAUGGUGGGAUUUGUGCAUGGGUAGGCAAACUAAAGGGACGCGAGUGGCGCUGUGGGUUAAACCACAGAGCCUAGGACUUGCCGAUCACAAGGUCGGCGGUUCAAAUCCCCGCGACAGGGUGAGCUCCCAUUGCUUGGUCCCUGCUCCUGCCAACCUAGCACUUCGAAAGCACGUCAAAGUGCAAGUAGAUAAAUAGGUACCGCUCCUGCGGGAAGGUAAAUGGCGUUUCCGUGCACUGCUCUGGUUUGCCAGAAGUGGCUUAGUCAUGCUGGCCACAUGACUUGGAAGCUAUACGCCGGCUCCCUCAGCCAGUAAAGCGAGAUGAGCGCCACAACCCCAGAGUCGGCCACGACUGGACCUAAUGGUCAGGGGUCCCUUUACCUUUACCUAGGCAAACUAAAGCCCAGGGGCCUGAUCCUGCCCAAUCACCUUCUAAAUCUGGCCUGUGGACGGUCCAGGAAUCAGCGUGUUUUUGCAUGAGUAGAAUGUGUGCUUUUAUUUAAAAUGCAUCUCUGGGUUAUUUGUGGGGCAUAGGAAUUCAUUCAUUCCCCCCUCCCCAAAAUAUAGUCUGGCCUCCCACAAAGUCUGAGGGACAGUGGACCGCUGCUGAAAACGUCUGCUGACCCCUGUGUGUUAUCACAUUUACAGAAAAAGGGCUAAACUCACUGGGUAGUUUUAAAAGUUUGGAACAAGCUGGUUUUCUUCCGGAAAACUAAUAUGAAUCAAUUACGAUUGCUCUUGUUGGAUAACAGGAGUCACUUCUUGACGGGAUGAUUCAUCCUUCAUUUUGGGUGACUUGCUGCUUGUUGACUCCCUCCUGCUCAGUGUGACUUGCUCUCAUUGGAAGUUAUUACGAGGUGAUGACAUCUGGCGAUAUGUCGAAAUCUCAUUGCUAUUAAUCUGUAACGGCUCCUUCACACAUGCAAUUUAUCAGGCGAUGCACACAGUUGUUAAUUUCUUAUACGAUAACUAGGUUCCCCCCCCCCUUAUUUUUUAAAAAACCAAUGAAAAAAUGAAAUGAAACGUUUUCCAAAACUCAAACAGAGCGCACUGAGUUCCUGCAAAUACAUCACGACGUAGUCAGAUAUUGUACAGUGGUACCUUGGGUUAAGUACUUAAUUCGUUCCGGAGGUCCAUUCUUAACCUGAAACUGUUCUUAACCUGAGGUACCACUUUAGCUAAUGGGGCCUCCUGCUGCUGCCGCGCCGCUGGAGCACGAUUUCUGCUCUCAUCCUGAAGCAAAGUUCUUAACCUGAAGCACUAUUUCUGGGUUAGCGGAGUCUGUAACCUGAAGCGUAUGUAACCUGAAGCGUAUGUAACCUGAGGUACCACUGUAUACCUAAAGAAUGCAGUGCCUGAAUUCACCCUCAAACAUACCUUUCUUGAGCAACUUGUGUCACGUGUGAGUUUUGUUCAUAUGGGAUAGAAUAUGGAAGAGAAAUCAAAAUGACAUUGCUGCCCAUGAAGGUUUUAUAUCUGUGUUAAAAACAGAGGUAGCAAACAUCAGUGCUUUUUUUAAGUUUGGGAGGGCAGUGGUAUAGUGUGUCGGGGCAGAGGGGCAAUGGCCCCGGGUGCAAAAAGGCACCCCCACAACAGUCUCCUUCAUGCGACUGAGUUCCUGCCGCCUUCUGGAACCGAGGGGAGUGGGGAGGCAAGCCAUACCUGCACUGGUCUUUUGGUUUUGGGGUGGUGCCUCCUUCUCCUUGUGGCCGGCGAGGCGACACCCCUGGGCUGGUCAAGCUGGGAGAGUUGCCAAGCCGUGUGGCCACCGCCAUCAGCAGGGAGACACAGCACUUCCCCUGCCCUGGGCACCAGCAACCCCUGCUAUGUCACUGGCAGGGAGCAAACUAUUUGGACUAGAAAGCAGCCCCGCUCCAUCAUAAGCAAGCAAUUCCUUUAGGAAGUGUCUACUGAUGAGAAUGCCCUCGGAUACAUGUUUGAAAUGCAGAACAAGUCCAAAUUGACAGAGGAGUAUUGGGAGAUAAUCAUCUUAGGGUGUUCAUUUAAGCACCCAGCAGUAAGACAUUCCACUCCUUAAAUCAGUGGUGAAAUUAUACCCACUGCCAUAAUUUCAAAUGUUUUAAAAAUACAUUAAUAGAAGGGCUUUUCCCCCCAGUUGGAGCCAUCCGGCACCUUUUUUCUUAGAAAAAUAGCACUAGUUGAAAGUAUGGUCCACUGAUUUGGUUCUUCAGUUUCUGCAGAAAAGCCAUGAAAUUCUGAAACUUUAAGGUGAAUUAAGUGAGAAUUUUAUGCGGACUGUGUUUUCAUUUGGUUUGUUCUCUGUGCUCAGUCUGUAUAUUAAUUAUCACAGGGCACCCCCAGCCCACCCCCACCAGGAAGACUGACCUUUUCCUGCUUUUGCUUGUGUAGCUUUUCUGUUUCUAAAAGCAAUGCAUGCUACGAAAAAUGAAAUAACUGCAAAAACUGGCGGCAAGCCUAUUUUAAAGGUAUUGUAGCUUAUCUAACCAGGUCAGUUCUUUUGAACCCCCUGAUAAUUUGGCAGAAAAUGACACACUUAGUAGUGAGUACCCCCCCCCCCAACACAAUGGGACUUGCUUCUGAGUAAACAUAUAGAGUAUUAUCUAGCGGAGUAUUACAGGGAAACUUGAUGGUUUUAAUUGUAUCUUUAUGUUGCUUGCUCUUUUUUCACAAAAAUAAAAGUGCUAAAACGUGGAGAUCCCGAUCUCUCUCUCUCUUUCUCUCUGUCUCUGCCUCUCUCUGUGAAAGAAUAUGCAGAGGAGGAAAUAAUCAAGGCAAGCUGGGAUUCCCCUGUCAGAGGAAAGUUUGUUUUAAAAAGCAGUCAAUGAAUCAUGAGGGAGUUCUCUCCCUGUUGUGGCUUUGGCCUCUUAACCUUUCUUAUGGCUCAGCUAAGUAGCCUGUAACCUGUGUGUGUUGAAACCUGCACAACAUUAACACCUGGGGAAAGCUGUGAUCGCCAUAAUUUAUGGGCAAAUGCUUCGCAGCGGUUCGGGCUUGUGGCUUACGGCUUUAGGGUAUUAUUUAUUUAGUUAUUACAUUUUCAUACCGCCCUGCCUCCAAGGCGGUUCACAGCAUAAAAAUACAAAAUGGGAAAAACACAAAAUACAUAAUGAAACAAGAACAAGUGAUAAAAGCAUUUAAAAGACCAUAGGAUGUUAAUCAGCCAAAGGCCUGGUUACAGAGAAACAUAUUCUCCCAGCUCCUCAAGAUAUGUAGUGAGGGUGCCAGGUGAGCUUAUCUGGGGAGAGCAUUCCACAGACAGGGAGCCACCACAAAAAGGCCCGUUCUUAUGUUGCCACCUUCCAGAUCUUUCAUGGAGGAGCCAAACAACGAAGAACCUCAGAUGAUGAUUUCAGGGUCCGGGUCGCUUUAUAUGGGGAGAGAUGGUCGUUGAGGUCCUGGGGAACUGAGCUUUAUAGGUCAAAACCAGCACUUUGAACAGUGCUAGGAAGCUUAAUGAUUUCUCCAGCAUCCUGCCUGAAAGCUUUCUUCCUCUUCUUUCCCUUUCCUGUGUUCUGUUGUUGUUGUUGUUGUUUAGUCGUUUAGUCGUGUCCGACUCUUCGUGACCCCAUGGACCAGAGCACGCCAGGCACUCCUGUCUUCCACUGCCUCCCGCAGUUUGGUCAAACUCAUGCUGGUAGCUUCAAGAACACUAUCCAACCAUCUCGUCCUCUGUCGUCCCCUUCUCCUUGUGCCCUCCAUCUUUCCCAACAUCAGGGUCUUUUCCAGGGAGUCUUCUCUUCUCAUGAGGUGGCCAAAGUAUUGGAGCCUCAGCUUCACGAUCUGUCCCUCCAGUGAGCACUCAGGGCUGAUUUCCUUCAAAAUGGAGAGGUUUGUUCUUCUUGCAGUCCAUGGGAUUCUCAAGAGUCUCCUCCAGCACCAUAAUUCAAAAGCAUCAAUGUGUUCCUGUGUUCUAGAGGGCACCUAAUCAGAUCAAAGCUCUGCCUUGGUCAUGCUUGACCUUUCAGACCAAGAUGAGCAGGAGAUGAGCGCAGGUUCCCAUUGAUCACUUGCGUUGGCAAAGAUCCCUUGAGGCUCCUUACGCAUCUUUAGUUCCAGCAUUCUUUGCUGAUGACCUACAAGUGUCUAACGAACAUGUUUGCUUUGUUUGUUCUGUGCUCUAUUAAAAGUCACAACUAGUCCCGAGAAAGAAAAGAGGACUACUUGGAGUUGCCCUUACUUGCCCGCAUAUUUCCAUGCUAUUUGAAUCAGCAGUGGAAUUUUUAAGAGCGCAGGAUUUUGUAGGUUAAGUCACAUCAACACCAUUCCUUUAAAGCACUCAUACCGUUUUGAGGCUAAAUAAUAAUAAUAAAAUUUUUAUUUGCUGCCCAUCUGACUGAUCUACCCCAGCUACUCUGGGAGGCUCCCAACAAAUUAAAACACAACAAGACAUCAGACACGAAGAGUCGGACACAGCUAAACAACAACAACAAUUUAUGACUUAUACUCCACCCAUCUGGCUGGGUCUCCCCAGCCACUCUCCACGGCUCUUAACAGAAUAUUUAAAACAUGAUAAAAAAUCAAACAUUAGAAACAUCUCUAAACAGGGCUGCCUUCAGAUGUCUUCUAAAAGUCAGAUAGUUGUUUCUUUCCUUGAAAUCUGAUGGGAGAGCGUCCCACAAGGUGGGCGCCACUACCGAGAAGGCCCUCUGCUUCCAUGCACACCAUACAUUUAAAAGCACUGCGCUGGAUACCUGGAAACUGUAGUGUACAGAGCUCCAAUUCCCAGCACGCUUAACAAACUACAGUUCCUAGGGAACCUUGAUGAGGUUGUAAGGAACCAUAGCUCUGCGAAGGGGAUUCUGACAAUUCUCAGCACUGUCAACACAGUAGUUUCUCUGGCACAAGCCAAGUGUUAUAAGAGUUCUUUCAAUGCAUGAUGUGGGUGACAAUAGUGAGAGGCUAUAGCACAGUGGUUAGAGCAAUCGCUUUACACGCAGAAGUUAUUGGGUUCAAUCCCCAACAUCUCCACAGAGAUUCCCUGCCUGAAAUCCGGGGCAGCCACUGCGAGUUAGUGCAGGCAAUAUAAGCUAGAUGAGCCAACAGUCUGACUCAGUCGAAAGCACCUUCCUAUAACAUUCCUAUGAUUUCUUUUUCUCUGAACUGUGUCAAGGGACUGUGCUUGACAUCCACUCAGGGCUUGAAUUUCAUCCCUGCUUUUGGACGUAUCAUCAAAGGUUCACCCGACCCCAGGCUUCCUCCUCAUUCUGGAAUGUGCCUUCCCCAUGCCAAACUAUUUAUAGACCACAAAAGAGAGAUUUUCUUCCUCCUGUGAUUAAGUUAACUGCCUCAAAUGGUUUGCAGGAGAAAUGACAUUGUUCUGCCACAGUUGCUGAAACAGAAAUCUGUAUCCUCUUUCUUGCAAAUAGAAUUCACCGGUCUGCCCAGUUAGCUACACAAGUGGCCAAAAUUGUGGAAACUUUUUUGGGGAAAGUGUAUUUCCGAGGUUUGAUGGCUCAUAACACCUGAUUGGCUCUCUAAACACUCGUGCUCAUUGGCUACAUUCAUUUUUUUAAAAAAUUAAAAUUUAAAUUUUAUUAACAUAUAAAACACAUACAUACACAUUUACACAAUACACAUACACAACACAACACACUACAGUGGUACCUCAAGUUACAUACGCUUCUGGUUACAUACGCUUCAGGUUACAGACUCCGUUAACCCAGAAAUAGUGCCUCAGGUUAAGAACUUUGCUUCAGGAUGAGAACAGAAAUUGCGGCGCGGCGGCAGCAGGAGGCCCCAUUAGCUAAAGUGGUGCUUCAGGUUAAGAACAGUUUCAGGUUAAGAACGGACCUCCAGAACGAAUUAAGUACUUAACCCGAGGUACCACUGUACCUUAUUUUCAUAACAUAAAUCAUACCUACAUUACUCUAUAUAAUACCUACCUAUACUGUACAUAUCAACAUACCUACACACCUACCCCACACGGACACCCACCAAGUGACUUGACUUCCAGCCGUUCUUGUUACGCUACUUUAUUUUUCCAACUAGCUUAAACACAUUUCAUUAUUUCUUUAAUCUCUUCUUCUAUCUUGACUUUACUCUCCUUUCACUCUAAUCAUUUUCUGGAUUCACUCAAUAUCUGUCAGAAAUUCUACUUUUUCCACAUAAAUUUUGAUGUAUUCCUUAAAGAUAGCCCACUCCUUAUUCACUUUUUGUACCAUAUCUCCUCUUAUCCUCCCUGUUAGUUCGGCAAUAUGGAAGUAUUCCAUCAUUUUAGAUAACCAGUCUGUUUUAGUUGUGACGCUGCUACUUUUCCAAUUUUUGGCCAUCAAUAACCUUGCCACCAUAGUUGCGUACAUAAAUAUUGGUCUGACCGUUCUUUUUAUUUCCUCUGACAUGAUACCUAGGAGAAAGGAUUCUGUUUUUCCCCCCAAAUGAAAAUCUAAAAAUCUUUUUCAGUUCGUUAUAGAUAUUUUCCCAGAAUUCCACUAUCUCUUUGCACUCCCACCACAUAUGUAGAAAGGUUCCUGCCCCAUUCCUUGGCUACAUUCAAAUGAAGGCAAGCUAUGGCAUAUCAACCUUUUUCUGGUUAUUUGGCUAUAGCUUUGGAUAGAAUACAGAUAAUUGAACAAACCUUGUUGCAUUGCAUUCUUCAUUAAAUUAUCUUUCCACUGAUUUAUAAUUUUAUGGUAUGGUUCCCCCCCAAAAAAAGUGGUGUUAUGAGCCAUCAAACAUAAGAAAUACCUUUUUUCCAAAAGGUGUCCACAAUUUUGGCCACUAGUGUAAAGCUCUUGCUUGCUGACAGCAAUAGGAUGAUAUUUGAUUUUUGCUGUAGCGAGUCUGCUUCUCCUCUAGAAACCCAUGAGGAGUGUCUAUGAUUUGGCUGUAUAUGUUUUGAUGGUUAUUAUCUUCUGUUGAUGUUGACAGGGACAGAUUGUUUAUGACUUCUGGUCAAGACAUUGAAUUCUGGAAGUCCGUUCUUAAACCAAAACAUUCUUACACCAAGGCGUGCUUUCCCAUAGCAGCGGGGGACUCAGUUUUACAAAUGCAACACACUCGACAGGAAGCAAAACAGGUUCUUAUCUCACGGCAAAGUUCACAAACCAAAACACCUACUUCCGGGAUUGCAGCGUUCUUAAUCCAAGUUGUUCAUAAUCUAAACUGUUCUUAAACCACGCUGUCACUAUACUUACUAACCCCCCUUGUGCUGGGCUGGGGGGUGGGUGGGAGUGGAGAUGCUCUCCAUCUUGGUUCUCUCAGCUGAGCUGGUGCCUCACCCUUUAUUGGCACCCGUGGUGCACAUAUACCAGGCAGGACCCGUGGCAGGGCAUCAACCAUAGCCAGGGCCUUUUCAACACUGGCUCUGACCUGGUGGAACACUCUGUCUCAUGAGACCAGGGUCCUGCAGGAUCUGAUUUCUUUCCGCAGGGCCUGUAAGACAGAGUUGUUCCACCUAGCCUUUGGCUUGGAAUCAACUUGAUCCCCUUCCCCUCUUACCUUUCUCCUUCUGUGAUGAAACUCCUAUUUGGGGACUUCCUUGGCUUUUUUUCUGGCCCAUGUAUGACCAGUGUAGAUAGUUGGCCUUGGUGAAGAUUUGAUGUUUUCAUCCCCAAAAAGUUUUUGAUUUGAGUUUCUACUGAAAUGAGGCUGCAUUUUAAUGUUGUAUUUUAAUCUUGUUUUUAAGUUGUAUUUUAAUCAAUUGUUUUAUACCUGGUGUUAGCCGCCCUGAGCCCAGUCCUGGCUGGGGAGGGCUCUGGUUGAGGCUAAUCUAACUUCCUUAGGGCCCGGGACAUCUAGGGUUUUGCUAUUUAUGGACCUUAAGGUCCUCCGUGGGGCAUACCAGGAGAGGCGGUCCUGUAGGUAUAAGGGUCCUAGGCCGUGAAGGGCUUUAAAGGUCAAAACCAGCACCUUAAAUCUGACCCUGUACUCCACUGGGGACCGGUGCAAUUGGAAAAGCACUGGGUGAAUAUGCUCCCAUGGCAGAGACCCCGUGAAGAGCCUCGCUGGUUUGUGCUUGCAGGACUCCAUACCUGGCUCCAGGUCAGGGCUACGUAUGACAUCAAACGCUGCGCAGUCAUGCUCUUAAGACAGUUUGUGUACCCUUUCGGACACGGGGAAGCCAAAAUCAGCAUGUUUGUUUGAGAUCAUUUAAGGCAACAUUCCCUUUCCCUCAGAAUGCUUUCACAGGUCUUCCCCCCCCCAUAAUUACUGUCAGCAUUUUAUUCAUUACUUCCUUGUAUAAUUCCAGUACGGGCAAUAAAGAACGCUUGUCUUUUAUUUUGUUUCCCUUUUAAACUUCUUCCUGGUUUGUGGAUUGCUGUUCGCACUAAGCUUCUUCAGUAUGGCUUCAUCUUAGCUAUAUAUAUCUUGGCUAGUAGGCUGAGCUAAGGGACAGUCCCUGGUAAAGGCGAAAUCAAAUCUUUCCCGUGACGUUGAAAAGGCUACAGUUCCUAAGUGUAUUUCCUUGAAAAAGUUGUCUCAGUGGCAUCAGGAUGUGUGUGUGUGUGCACAUUCUGGUGGUGGGCAGAGCAGAAAAUGCUAAUUUUAUUUUUGUACAGGGGGCAAGUCUCUAAGCACAUGUCCCUCUCUGUCUCUAUCCAGGUGAGCAGGAAGAAUUUUCAGAGAUCAAGGGCACCUGCUAGCCAGGUAAAAAUAUCCAGUGAGGGUGAAAACAAGGCUGGUGAAUCAGUGGUGUAGCAUGGGAAGGAUGGGGGGAGACAAGGGCAGUUGCCCCAGAUGCAAAAGUGUUAGGGGGUGCAACAUUUCAAUACCUGGUGCAGCUGUGCACUUCCAUAAGUAGGCUCUGUUGAAAACAGCUUCUCCAUUCAAACCAGGAAAUGACCUCUCCAGACAAAGGGACGACUCUUCUUAUCUCUGCAGCUGCUAUCCCCUGGGUGAUGCAGAUGCUGUUAAGCAGUUGAAUGUGCAUGUGUACUCCGUCUGUUUCUCUCCUUCCCAUCCCCUCUGCGUUGCCCCGGGCACUAGCAAUCCACGCUACACCACUGCGGUGAAUAGUCUGGUCCGGAGAGAUGUGGCCUAGGAGGGUGUGCAGCCUGAUUUUAACCAAUAGGAGGGACUGUUCCAUAGCUCAACCUAUAGCUUCCACUUUGACCUACGAUAAUACAAUCCACCAGCCAGGAAGAAGCUGAAAACAAAACAAAGAACUUUAUUGCUGAUAACCUACUGAAAACAAAACAAAGAACUUUAUUGCUGAUAAUCGACUGGAAACAGUAAAGAAAAAUGAUAACAGCAAGAAAAGUCCCAUACUCAUCGCAUUAUAGCGUUAUGAGUUUGUGGGUGCCUUGACCUGCCUUCUAAUUCCUGGACCACACUUCUAAUUCCCAGGUGCUGGACACUGGAUUUAGCAUGUUAAAAUCAAACCAGGCAUGUUCAGGGGAUCACCUAGGAUGGGCCAUUAAGGAAGAAAAAAGGAAAGUGAUAAGCCGUUAGGGAUUUUGCGAGAGAGAGGUGCCUUUCCUUGAGUUGGGUAGAAGAACAAAGACCCGUAGUAGAGUUUCAGGUUUGCAAUUUGCCCUGGUGUGUUCUAAAGGAAAAGUCGGAAAGCUGUGAGGCAAUGGAAAAGCCAUCUAGGCAGUUGCCUAGUGCAAAAUUAGGAGUUAUGGAAGGGGGGGGGAGCAAGGCAAGCUGCAGAGUGACAGGAAGAUAGGUUAAUGGCUGCUUGAACCCAGGACUGUGCCUAUGAGACCCUCUUGAAUGUAAUGCUGUACACCCCUCUAUCCGAGAUUCAGGUCGUAUAUAUGUGUAAAUCAUCCAUAUAUGAUAAAGACACUACAGUCUUUGCUGUGCCUUAUUUCCAAAGGAAACACAAACCCCAGGCAAGCGUCUAGAAUCCCUGGAAUCUUGCACAGCUGUGGCGAUUGGGUUGGUGCGUAACAAUAGCAAUUUAUCUUUGUACAUUUAUUUGCCUUGCCUUCCUCAAGAUCCUGAUGCCAUUAACCAAACAGCAAAAAAAAUGCUCAAGCAAAUCCACACCUGAGAAGUGAGAGUUUGAGACUUCUGCUCCUGGCUAAUUUUAUGAGUGAUGAGGAACACACUUUUAAUAUGCAUGCAAAUUAUAUUGUGCCCAGCUUUACUGAUAAGCAGAGAUUUCAGGUCCCUCUUUAUUGUGUAGAGAAGAGUGACUCAGCAGUCUUCUUUCCCUUGUACCAGGAAACAGAAUCUGACUUUGCAAAUCAGGCAGUAAAUCUGACAGAGAUCCAUUUCUUAUCUCUUUGGCACUGCUAGCAAUCAUGACCAUUUUCAUGUGUGUGCGUGCAUGGUUAUAACCCUCCAUCCCCCCCCCCCAACAAAUUCCAUUGAUGCAAAUACAGUGGUACCUCGCAAGACGAAUGCCUCGCAAGACAAAAAACUUGCUAGACGAAAGGGUUUUUUGUUUUUUGAGCUGCUUCGCAAGACGAUUUUCCCUAUGGGCUUGCUUCGCAAGACAGAAACGUCUUGCAAGUUUGUUUCCUUUUCUUAACACCGUUAAUACAGUUGCGACUUGACUUCGAGGAGCAACUCAUAGAACGCGGUGUGGUAGCCUUUUUUGAGGUUUUUAAAGACUUUGGUGAUUUUUGAAGCUUUUCCAAAACUUUCCCGACACCGUGCUUCGCAAGACGAAAAAAAUCGCAAGACGACAAAACUCGCGGAACAAAUUAAUUUUGUCUUGCGAGGCACCACUGUAGACAAAGAGCAAGAGAAAUAAAAAAUUGUGUUUGUUUUGUGUAAAUCCUGUUUCUCAAGUCCAAAAGAUCUCCCCCGGAGUGACUUGUAAGAAAAUUAAACACAGCGAAAGCAUUUAAAAAGAGAGUCGCACAACAGUGACAUAAACCAUUAGACCUGCAGUAAAUAUAAGUGUAUUAAAAAUAAAUAAAUCGGAAACAUAAAUGGCCUAAAGGAUCAACAAAUCGAAAAGCUGUUUCAAUUGGCACAGUGCCAUGGAAUGCCAUGGGCAAAAAAGACAUAAUUCUCACGGCCUAGUAAGCCUCCUUGGGGAAGACAUUCUCAAGCUGAGGGACUGCAUGGAAAAAGCCCCUUUGCAAGUUGCCUCACCUCUGAAGGCAGGUAGGCUUGAAGAUAAGUCUCAAAGGAUGCUCUGAAUACUCUGGCAGGGUCUUGUGGAAGAAUGUGGAAUCCUGGAGCUAAAAGGUAAAGGUUAAGGUACCCCUGACCAUUAGGUCCAGUUGCGGACGACUCUGGGGUUGCACGCUCAUCUCGCUCUAUAGGCUGAGGGAGCUGGCGUUUGUCCGCAGACAGCUUCUGGGUCAUGUGGCCAGCAUAACUAAGAUGCUUCUGUCAAAACCAGAGCAGCGCACAGAAACACCGUUUACCUUCCCGUCGGAGCAGUACCUAUUUAUCUACUUGCGCUUUGACGUGCUUUUGAACUGCUAGGUUGACAGGAGCUGGGAUCAAGCAGUGGGAGCUCACCCCGUCACGGGGAUUCGAACCGCUGACCUUCCAGUUGGCAAGCCCUAGGCUCUGUGGUUUAGACCACAGCGCCACCCGUGUCCUUGACAAAGUAAUAAUCAUAAAUAAAUAAGAAUAAUAAUGUGCACCCCACCCCCGAGACCAUUCCAUUGUAACUAUCCAACUUCCCAAAAUUUCAACACCUCUCGCGAUGGUCUAAGUGGCUUAGUCAUGCUGGCCACAUGACCCGGAAGCUGUCUGCGGACAAACGCCGGCUCCCUUGGCCUAUAGAGCGAGAUGAGCGCACAACCCCAGAGUCGUCCGCGACUGGACCAAAUGGUCAGGGGUACCUUUACCUAUUACUUUGUCGAAAUAAAAGUAAUAAUAAUUUUUGUAAUAAUAAUAAAACAGAGCACUCCCGCCACAUUCUCCAAGCCCACCCAGCUUUGGGAAGAGGCAGCAGGGCUCCAGCCUCCUGUGAGAGAUCCGGCACUUCUUUCCCAAAGCUCCGGAAGCUUCCUCACGGCUUCAGGAGGGAGGCGCAAUUCUCACAUGCACGAUGUCAGGACAUCGCCCCCCUCAUCAUCCUCUCAAGCUGCUGCCUCCGGCCCUAAGUGUUCCCCUAUGAAAAAAAAUCACUGCACUCUACUGAUGCUCACCCCUGGUGACCUGUUUGAACAAUGACCCCCUUUUCUUCUUUUCCACAACACCCUUAAUUAUUACAGCAUGUGUGUACACAGUGCGACUGAGCAAAUUAUACAGAUGGGGAAAAAGUACUUCUUGGGUAAUUUAUGAGUCAUGUUUUGCCUAAUUCUUCUGCUGAAUGUAGGUUAGUGGGUCACCGCAAAGAAUUCUCAGAAAUGAAUUUCCCCAAAUAUCUGGAGUUCUUAAAAAACACAAGCCAACCCAAACAAAAGCAGUCAGCCACACCAUCCUUGCCCUGCUUUGGUCUGGAACAGUUUCACUGCUUGUAUAGCUGUCGUUGUUUUGCUUGCUUUUAUAACUGGAUAGUGUAACGUUGAAAACUGACCUCCAGUGAAGGGCUGGUAGGAAAUCUUAAAAAUAAAUGCAUCAUUUAAUACUAACAGAAAAUAUAUACAUAUACACAUACAUACAUAUAUAUAUAUAUAGUUACACACACACACACACACACACACACACACACAGUGCUUUUUUCUGUGGGGAUGCAGGGGUUUGCAUAUUAUCCCUAAACAUUUUGUAAAUCUAAGUUUGGCCUCAUCGAGGGGCAGUAUUUCAACAUGAGUAGGAAAAUGAGAGUACCCUUAAACAUUUUUUUAUAGAAAAAAAAGCACUGUGUGUGUGUCUCUCUCUGUGUGUGUAUACAUACACACACACACACACACAUGUUUGUGAAAUGGUAUUCUGCCAGGGAGUUUCAGAAUUUUCAGUCUGCCUAUGUUUUUGCAUAAUUGAAUUCAAGUUUGUGUAAAAUUUUAUUUAUGCUAUCUGAUGGUAGCCUUGACACAGAUCUGAUUUUCCCUUUGCUUGCCAAGCUUUUGCUCUGUGAUGGUUGGAUGCAUAGAUGCAAAUAAACACAUCUGAGACUUAUAGAGGAACUGAGGCAGGGCCUAUCAUUUGGCCAAUUAAGGCAGCUGCCUCGGGCAGCUGGUUUUUUUGGGUUGUUGGUUUUUUUUUUGCAGUGGGGGGUGUCAUGAAAGGGCAUCAAACAGUCAAGUCCAGAAAAAGUACCGACUGUUCAUUGUCCACCUCUCUCAAGAGAAAGGCUGUGCUUUUAUUCCCAUGAAGCCUAGGAGCUUUAAGCAGGUUUGCAGCCAAAAAUCUUGGUCUUCUGAGAGAAGGCAAGAUCGUGGAUUACCCAAGGAACAGAUCAAAUCAAAGGAACUACUCUAGUUGUUCCCUCCGGAUCAAAUAACAAUUUUAGAUGUUUGACUUGCAAGGCUGUAUUAUUCAGGGGACCCAAAGAGACCAGGCCACUGCCACCCCGAGUCAGUGCCCUUGGGCAUUAAGAACUUUGACAGGUGGGCAGGGCAACGCAGCUGUCAAUCAUCUGAUGUCAUAAGGACAGAAAAGGUUCUGGACCAACAUUUUCUCCCCACCAUCUUUAACCCAACGAAACCAGUAGUUUUCUGGACAUCUAACUAUAUUUUGAAUCCUGGCUACAGGUUGUUUUGGUCCAUAAAGGGGUGGGGAAACUGUGGUUCUCUAAUGUUUGCUGGGCUCCUCACCCCCAUCAUCCCUGACCCACAGAUAUGCUGACAGGGGCUGAUGGAAGCUGGGAUAACGACAUUUGGAGGUUCACAGGUUUCCCAUGUCUAUCCCAGAAGAACAAAUAAUUCUACCUUCUUUUUUAAGGAUUGGACUUUCAGAGUGCCCUUCUCUGCCGCUGAUAAUGUCUGAACAUAUGCUUGUCAUUGUCAUACAUAAUAACUUUGUAAGAAGAGUGCCUUUUAUUCCUUAGACACACAGUUUAAACUAACGGCUUUUUUCUUCUUUCAUUUUUCUUUCUUCAGGGAUUUAUUUGCAGAACACAAUCUUCUAGUAAGUAUAACCUUUUCAUUGCUCUAGAAAUUAAAGUUUUCAAAUACCUAAGUGGACUUCAUAACUGCUUCAGAGCUUGCUCCUUGAAAGUGCCUGCUCAGCUAUAGACAUCACCAGUGAUUCUCAACGGCUGGCUUGCCAAAAUACAGUGGUACCUCGGGUUAAGAACUUAAUUCGUUCUGGAGGUCCGUUCUAACCUGAAACUGUUCUUAACCUGAGGUACCACUUUAGCUAAUGGGGCCUCCUGCUGCUGCACCGCCGCCACGAUUUCUGUUCUCAUCCUGAAGCAAAGUUCUUAACCUGAGGUACUAUUUCUGGGUUAGCGGAGUCUGUAACCUGAAGCGUAUUUACCCUGAAGCAUAUGUAACCCAAGGUACCACUGUAUUAGGAAAAUUGCAUUUCACAGAUGUACUUGUUAGGCAAAACAUGCAUAUUGGGAGAAAUUCUCACCGCAAACCCUGACAAGUUUUCAUGAGGACUUUUAAAAAUAAAAACGGUGAACUGAUCUGGAAAUGUGGAGAACUGAAUUGAAGAUUACAAAAAAAAAAUCUCAGAACUUGGGAGACACUGAGAUUGACAGAUUUGUCUACUCCUAGUAUAAAGGACCUGAGGUACUAUUUGUGGGUUAGCAGAGUCUGUAACCUGGAGUGUCUGUAACCUGAAUGGUCUGUAACCCAAGGUACCACUGUAUAUCACAACACAUGUAAGACUUGAAUAGCAGCCUUAAAUCUAAUAUAAAAAUGGGGCCUGGUUUUUAUACAGAGACACUAUUAAGCAAAGGAACACCUCCAUGUGGAAACUAAGGCUUCUGCAUAAGAUCUCUUAGUUCAGCUGUUAGUGACCAGUGGUGCUGUGGGUUAAACCACAGAGCCUAGGACUUGCCGAUCAGAAGGUCGGUGGUUCGAAUCCCUGUGAUGGGGUGAGCUCCCAUUGCUUGGUCCCUGCUCCUGCCAACCUAGCAGUUCGAAAGCACGUCAAAGUGCAAGUUGAUAAAUAGGUACCGCUCUGGCAGGAAGGUAAACAGCGUUUCCGUGUGCUGCUCUGGUUCGCCAGAAGCGGCUUAGUCAUGUUGGCUACAUGACCCGGAAGCUGUAAGGCAGCUCCCUCGGCCAAUAAAGCGAGAUGAGCGCCGCAACCCCAGAGUUGGCCACAACUGGACCUAAUGGUCAGGGGUCCCUUUAUCAUUCCAUCACCACUGAAUAUUUGUGCUUCCUACUUUCUUAAUGCCUAACGCCAGCAGCUUUCAAACUUUCUCCCUUCAUGGGCUGCUAUACACUUCUGCACCCCCUCGUCUAUCCCAGGGAUCAUAGAAUCAUAGAAUUGUAGAGUUGGAAAAGACCACAGGGGUCACCCAGUCCAAUCCCAUGCAAUGCAGGAAUCUUUUGCCCAGUGUGGGACUCAAACUCAUUACCUUGAAAUUAAGAGGUAUGGAUGGCCCAACCUAUUUCCAGCCUAUGACUGUUUCACAAGUGCUGAAUCACAGGGCCAGUCAAGUCCCAGUUUUGUGUGUGCGAAUAAAACAAACAUGCCAAAUUUGCAUGUAAACUGUAUGUACUUUGUACAUAUGGCAAACACAUUCUUCCUUUAAAAUGCACAUGUUUGUUUGUUUUUCAAUGCCUCUCCCAGUAAAAUAUGCAUAAUUUUUUUGGAAAAACUGCAAAAUUUAGAGACGUGUGUACUCUGAUGGAUAGCUGUGUUCUGAUUUGCAUACAUAAAUCAGAAACCAGCAAAUUAGAUCUGUUUGAUUUAAAAUGCUCACCAAAUGAUUUUAUCUUCCAUCCCUAGCCUAUACAGUGGUACCUCAGGUUAAGUGCUUAAUUCGUUCCGGAGGUCCGUUCUUAACCUGAAACUGUUCUUAACCUGAAGCACCUCAAGCCUCCUGCCGCCGCUGCGCUGCCGGAGCACGAUUUCUAUUCUUAUCCUGAAGCAAAGUUCUUAACCUGAAGCACUAUUUCUGGGUUAGCAGAGUGUGUAACCUGAAGCGUAUGUAACCUGAAGCAUAUGUAACCCGAAGUACCAAAGUAUCACAGAAUCCUCUGUGUCACAGAGGACUCUUGGAAGAGUCGUAUGUUCUAGGAAACCCACUCAAUUCAUAUAGAGAGUUGGUCAGACAUGUUGGGUCUAAUCAUCUAAGGAAUCGUAUUGCACGCCCUGGAACAUACCCAACCCUUCUGUGCCUCUUGUCGUAUUAUUUAUUUCAUUUAGGAAUCACUUCCCCUAAACAACCCGAAGUGAUUAAACCAUAAGAACAUCAAGAAUAAGAACAUCUCUAAAACAGUUUCAAGUCCAAUACAGAUACAGAUCAAGCCAGAAUAUCAGGAACAGUCUCCCGCUUGUUCAUCUCUCAAGAGCCAGUGUGGUGUAGUGGUUAAGAGCGGUAGACUCCUAAUCUGGGGAACCGGGUUCGUGUCUCGGUUCCUCCACAUGCAGCUGCUGGGUGACCUUGGGCCAGUCACACUUCUUUGAAGUCUCUCAGCCCCACUCACCUCACAGAGUGUUUGUUGUGGGGGAGGAAGGGAAAGGAGAAUGUUAGCCGCUUUGAGACUCCUUAAAGGGAGUGAAAGGCAGGAUAUCAAAUCCAAACUCCUCCUCCUCCUCCUCCUCCUCCUCCUCCUCCUCUUCUUCUUCUUCUUCUUCUUCUUCUUCUUCUUCUUCUUCUAGAAAGUUGUUAUAGGCAAACUGCCUUUGGGAGAAAGAUCUCAGUCAUUGCUGAUCUUCCUUCUGAAGAAGGAAUGAUAAGCUUCCAUACAUCCUCAGGAUUCCCCAGAAUAUGCUUAUAUGAAAAUUCCCAUAAUAACCUUGGAAAAGCCCUAAGCAUGACACCUUGUGGCAUUCCUCCACAGUGAGUAGCACGCAUUUGUAAGAAAAUCCACAUUCAGUAGUUCUUGUAUUGAUCUGAUGAUGGUGAUGAUUGUAUUCUGACUCACUUGUUGCUUAGUACAAAAAGUCUCCAAGCAACUUCCGAAAAGGUUAAAAGCCCCCAAAUGCCCCAAACCUAAUAAUAACCCAUCAAUUAACCCACCAGAAGAAACUCCAGCACCAGAAACAUUUAAUCCAAUAGGCCCUUCAUCAGAUUGCCAUAGAGUCGUGUGAAAUAAGAUCAGUAGAUGAGAAAUCUUUGUGUCUGUGAUAGCAAAAAUAUUCAGACCAAAUGGUUUGGAAGGCUUUGGUGCCCUCUUGUGUAAAUCUGCCAUUUAGCCACAGCUUUGCAGGAGUCCUUCCACUUUGGAAUUCGAAUCCUCAGUCCAAUAAUACAGUGGUGCCUCGCAAGACGAAAAGAAUCCGUUCCGCGAGUCUCUUCGUCUUGCGGUUUUCUCGUCUUGCGAAGCAAGCCCAUUGACGGAUUAGCGGAUUAGCGCUAUUAGCGGCUUUUAGCGGCUUAUCGGCUUAUCAGAUAAGAGGAUAAGCGGCUUAGCGGCUUAGAAAAAGGGGGGGGGAAAGGGGAAAAAACCCGCAGGAACUCGCAAGACAUUUUCGUCUUGCGAAGCAAGCCCAUAGGAAAUUGUUUUAUGGCACUUUCCAAAACGGAAAACCCUUUCGUCUAGCGGGUUUUCCGUCUUGUGAGGCAUUCGUCUUGCGGGGCACCACUGUAAUUCCCCAGAAAUAUCUAAUGGGCUUGACAUUGGAAGAAGAAACACCCAACAUCAUUAAGUGUGCUAUUAAUUUAGUCCCGCCCCCCAAGAUAAUCAGAGCAGCUCAGGUCCUGUGGGCCAACGGCAUGGAAACUUUUGUUUGUCUGAUAUUGGACUUCAAUUCCCAUCAUCCCUGAACCUUGGCCAACUCUACUGAUGGGAGUUGUAGUUCAGCAAACAUCUGGCGGGUCACAGCUUCACCACUCUAGGCCCAGUGGAGCUAGUUCUGAUCUGAUGCAGCAGAAAGGGCAAAUAUUGAGUUUUUGUCUGCAGAAGAAACCAUGAAUAUCCCUAUUCUCUUGAAUGCUUCCUAAAUGCUUUGCAACCCAACCUGGCUAUUGCACUUGCUUUUAAAAACAUUCUCUCUCUCUCUCUCUCUCUCUCUCUCUUUUUAAAAUAAUUUUAUUGGUCUUCAUGUAAAUACAAGAACAACAUACAACUUCUGUAGCUAGUCCAGUGGUACAUUCGUAUAAAGUUUCAUAUGCAGUACACAGUACACAAGGAAUAUGUUAAUUUAUGCAUUAUCAAUUCCAUACUCUCCAACAGUUCCACGGUGAAAAUAGGGACGUCCCAUCCCCUAAGGAUAAUUUUACUAUUUAUACCCUACACAUCUUACCGGGUUGCCCCAGCCACUCUGGGCAGCUUCCAACAUAUAUAAAAACAUAAUAAAACAUUAAGUAUCCUCUCCACAAAGAUUCUUGUGUUGAGGGUGGAAUAAAAGUAUCUUCUGCCUCAUUUAUAAAGGAAAAGAAUGGAAGCCAAGUCUCGUCAAAAGUGUCCAUCUUGGAAGUGCCUUUAAUUACGCUUCUGUGGCUUGGAAGGCGUUCCCAUAGAGCCACAUUCCAAAUAUUAUUUACCCAGAUUUCAAUGGGGAUUUCUUUAGGUUGUUUCCAGUACCGGGCUAUUGUUAAUCAGGCUGCUGAUAAUAUGAGCCUAUCUCUACAGCCUUUCCAGAAUAUGGGAGAAAUUGUAGUGUUUAUUUUGGCUAGACAUGAUGGAGUCCAGUGGCAGAGAAUAAGCACUCACACUUUACAUUGUGGGUGCCCUUUGUGGGAUCACGCACGGUGCUACAGUUCCCAGGGAGCUUAAUGGCAAACAGGGGCUGGCCUGCCUCUCAGUGUUAUUCUUUGGAGGUUCACACCCAGCCUCAGUAAUCAAGUUUCUUGCUGGGAAGUGGGGCCAGUCCCAUUUAUAUAUAGGGGGUGGAGCUGACAAUAGUCAGGCAGUUGGCUCUGGAGAUUCACCCUCCCUACCCUCCCUUUGUUUAAUGUUUUCUUGUUUGCAGGUUAAUUUUUUCUUCCUGUUUAGGGUGCGCUGCUGCGGUCUUUGACUGGUUGCUGUUGAAGGAUCGGAAAGAAAUUUUCCUGCAUUGGCAGGUUUUGUCUUCCCCGUAGCAAUUCGCCACAACUUUGGCGGUUAUGGCCUUGGGUGGAAUCCUUUGGUCUUUUCUUCCCUAUAAUGGGGUGGGGGGAUGAAGUGGGGACUCACCCCCCUGCAGUGGCUAUUCCAGGGGCCCCUCUUAAAAGGGUUAUAUAGUGGGUGUCACUGGCCAUACACUGAAAAGUUGUCAGUGAACUACCCUGCGUGCGGGGAUAUGGGCUUACGUCUCACAUUGCACCCCCAUAUCCCAUUUACCCUGAUGCACCCCAGUUCCCCCGACUGGGGGGCUGGGAGGGAUACACGCCCAAGUCCUAAGCCAAGGUCUUUCUACAUCUGGAAGCAGCACAGUUGUGGGCUAAUUUAAUUCCAUAACAUUGCCUAGAGUCUUUAUUAUUUAUUUUUAAAAAUAAUUUUAUUUAAGUUUUGAACAACAGAAGAGAAGAGAAACAUACACAUACAUAUCUAAAAGAAAGAAAAUAAAUAAAACACGCAGAAAGAACACAGUUCAACAAAAAACAAAACCUAAUAAUGUAAAACAUCUUCUUUCAUUCCGCUUUAGUUAACUUAUUUCUGGACCUCAUACCUCCUCUUUUGGGAUUUCAAUCUAAAUUCAGCUUUGUCCAGCUUAUUUUGUCAACUUUUUAGAGUCCUCUAUCUUUAACUGUAAUAUAAUAUUGUAAUAUAUAUCUUCAAUUUCUUUAAACCAUUUUCUAAUCUAAUACUUAAUCUUUAUUCUAUCAUUAACACCUUACAGCUUAAACAUCUUACUUGCUGUCAACAUCGUCCAACAUUCUUUGAAUACACGAAAUGUUUCUGAAGAUAGUCUUGAAUUUCAUCAAUCUUCCACCGCUCCUCCCUGUCUGGUUCAUUGUCAGAGUCUUUAUCCCCGCCUAUGUUCCUGGGGCUGGGCGGUGUCACGCAAAGAUGAUUUUAAGAGAAGCCUCCUGCCAACGAGCAGAGAUUGUUCCUAGGGACAACUCUUAAAAAAAAACCAUUUCAUGCACUUUUUAAAUAUAUAGGUCUAUCCACAGGUGGGAUUCUUAGCAGCUUCUGCCAUCCUGCUCCUGCCUCUCUCUCUCCUACCACCCUGAGAAGCAUGAAGCUGUGGACUACCAUGAAGUGUGCAGGACAAAGGGAAUGCUCUCUUCUCUUGAGUGUUAAGGGGACACUACAUCUUGAGGGUAAGUAGGAUUCAUUGUGGAAUCUCUGCAACAAACAGGUUGGGCGCCAUGGCAGGAUGGCGACAAUGCCUACUCUGGAUCCGGCAGUUGUGCCGGAGGCAAUGGGUUUUCCUGGGCUUCGGUAAACCCUUUGGUCAGGGACCGUGCUGAGGAAGGCUCCCACCCCCUCCCCCUAACCCUGAAUCUUCCCAGGAGCAGGAGGACAGUAUAGAUUUGGAACAGUGGUUCACAGAGGGGCAUAGUUCAGAAGGCAGAAGCUGGGAAAUACUGGAUGGGGAGCAGCUAGCAGAAGAAACACUAGAAGAGAGAGAGAGUUAACAGAUUCAUUCCUCCGCUCAGCCCAAGGUCAAGAAGAGCUCGGAAAAUCUCAGAAAUGGGGCCGGAUUUAGGUUUGAUGAGGCCCUAAGCUACUGAAGGUAAUGGGGCCCUUUAUAUGUCCAGCUGUCCUUUGUCAACAACAAAUUGCUGCUGUUUUUUGUGCUGAAUAUACAGUGGUACCUCAGGUUAAGAGCUUAAUUCGUUCUGGAGGUCCGUUCUUAAGCUGAAACUGUUCUUAACCUGAGGUACCACUUUAGCUAAUGGGGCCUCCCGCUGCCACCGCACAAUUUCUGUUCUUAUCCUGAAGCAAAGUUCUUAACCUGAGGUACUACUUCCGGGUUAGCGGAGUCUGUAACCUGAAGCAUCUGUAACCCGAGGUACCACUGUAUGCUAUAUGGUAAUUUAUGGACCUAAUAGGUAUCUAAAGCCAUUUGCACAUAACAAAAUAGGAGCCUACACAACACAAAACACUGUUGCUGUAUGUAGGUUUUAUUUUAUCUGUUUUUUAUUUGUGAGGCCCUAAGCUAUAGCUUGUUUAGCUUAUACGUAAAUCUGGCACUGCACAGAAAACACAGAGGGUACAAGAUCAGAUUACAAGAUGUAGUGUAGUGAUGUAGAUUAAUAGGGAUGGAAGAGGGUGCGGUCCUUCAUUGGGAGCACCACCAUUCUGGUAAGAUGUUUUCUUUUGUCCUUCGCUGUGUUUAUUAAAGAAACUAACUGGUAAGAGAGGGAUGCGGGUGGCGCUGUGGGUUAAACCACAGAGCCUAGGACUUGCCGAUCAGAAAGUCGGUGGUUCGAAUCCCCUCGAUGGGGUGAGUUCCCGUUGUUUGGUCCCAGCUCCUGCCAACCUAGCAGUUCAAAAGCACACCAGUGCAAGUAGAUAAAUAGGUACCGCUUCGGUGGGAAGGUAAAUGGUGUUUCUGUGUGCUGCUCUGGUUUGCCAGAAGCAGCUUAGUCAUGCUGGCCACAUGACCCGGAAGCUGUCUGCGGACAAACACAGGCUCCCUUGGCCUAUAGAGCAAGAUAAGCGCGCAACCCCAGAGUUGUCCGUGACUAGACCUAACGGUCAGGGGGUACCUUUACCUUCUUAGUCAAUAAUAACAAUCUCCUUGGCUCAGGGGUCACAUAAUGAUGCUUACCGAUGAAACAUAGAGUUAAAGCUGUAGCAAUUGCUUUAUUUUCCAAAUAAACACACAAGUUAUAACCGAUCAGUGGUCAAGUCCAUCAACACUGCAUCUUUCUGUUUGUUUGCUUAAAGAAGAUAUAUUUCCAGGGUGGUGCUAAGUAAUAUUUUUUUGCCUGAAAAGGGGGCUGUAGGCCAAAUAAGUUUGAGAAGAGAGCAGGACUUACAAGUAUUUCUAAAUUUCUUUUUAGAAAAUAUCCGUGGCAUUGAAAUUUGCUAUCUCUCAAUGGAAACGCAGAACUCUCAGUGUGUGAGAGUGAAGAUAUUGAAGGACAUAAAUGUAAAGUCUGCUGUUAGGAAGGUAAAUGCUUCAUUAGACUGUUGUCAAAUCUUUGCCGUUUUGAGAUUUUAAGAACAAGCUAUUAAAUGCAAGGCUGUGUAUAUAUAUCAUAUAUUUAAAGCACAUUACUUCCCCCAUGGAAUCCUGGGAGCCAUAGUUUACCCUCACAGAUCUAAAGUUCCCAGCACCCUUAACAAAGCACAGUCGUAUUUUGGAAGUCGAACGGAAUCCAUUCUGGAAGUCCUUUAGACUUCCAAAAUGUUCGGAAACCAAAGCGCGGCUUCCAAUUGGCUACAGGAGCAUCCUACAGUCAAUCGGAAACUGCAGAAGCCAUGCUGGAUGUUCGGCUUCCAAAAAUCUUUCGAGAACUGGAACACUCGCUUCCAGGUUUCAAUCGUUCCGGAGCCAAUUUUUUUCAGGAGCCAAGUCGUUCGGGAUCCAAGGUACAACUGUACAGUUCCCAGAAUUAUUUUGCAAAAGUGAUGUGCGUUGAAUUGAUGGUGUGUACACAGCCGAGACAGCAGAAGCUUAUACUUAACAAUGUCCCCCUGCCCCCAUUAAUAUAAACCAGAAAACAAGUGGUUUUGGAACGUAGGAUGUUGAGGAGAACUGGGGAUGAAUGUUUGCCCAGGAACUUAUUUCUGACCUAUAGUUCUAUUGGGCCACCCCAGGCCAUUCCCACUUCUUGGCUCCUUGCUUUAGUAAUAAUUGAACCAGGGAAGAACUGCAGGCACCGAGUGAGACUGAAGCUAUUUGAACAGGAUCUGCAGCUCUGAUAAAAGAGGAGCAAGCGUUUGAUUGUAAUUGCUACCACAUUUGCAGACGGGUUCGUGUCUGUCUGAAGAAGAUAUUGUGGUUUAUGUUUGCAUUGAUAUUAUGAAAGCACCAUAAUGGCCUUAUGUGUGUUGUGUGGGCUUAGGGUAUUUCAUGUCAUUGUUCCCAGAUGCCUUCAUGUGUGUGUGUGUGUGUGUGUGUGUGUAUGUGUGUGUGUGUGUGUGUGUGUGUGUGUGUGUAUAUAUAUAUAUAUAUAUAUAUAUAUAUAUAUAAAAUAAAUCCACAGUUAAUGAAAAACUAAUGAUGCCUUAUGCUGUUUGCUUCGCAUGUCUGCUGGUCAUCACAAAAACCCUUUAUUUCAAAACCGUCAGUUCUAACAUACCCCCUCACUUUAUCGAGUCAUUUCCAGACUGUCUGCUUUUGGGGGCGGCUGUGGGGUGAUUCAAUGGGCAAAAUUCAAAUCAAAGUGGAUUUGACUUCUUGCACAGUAAACCUGCUUCCAAGCUACCCUUUUACUUUUUUGGGUACAAAAAAUGAUGGGGAAAUGCACUGAAAAGUGUGGGGUUACUUGAUGUGAUGCUGUAUAACCUCCCCACAAAUCAAUCAGAAUGAAUAAUCAAUAUCACAAAAUUUGUGCGAAACGAUGCUCUAUAAACAUGUCAUCUGGUAGGAACCUUGAAAUUCUGAUCUCUCAUUCAUUCAUUCAUUCAUUCUGUUAGAUAUCAUCCCUUCCUUCCAAAGGAGCCGAGGGUGGCACACACCAGACAGUUAAAACAGUACAAUUUAAACUAAAAUAAACACAUAUUUUAAACACUUGAAAGCAUUUAGAGCACCUAAGAAACGUUUAAGAGCAAUCACAAUUGCUAAUUUCAAGGUUGCCAUGACCAGUAUCUAUCAACCUGGGUAUUUAAAUUCUUCCUGAAAGCCAAUAAAGGAGGGAGAAAGACAUGCACACCAGCAGAGAGGGCAUUCCACAAAUGGGGAGCUACCACAGAGAAGGCCCUGUCAUAUAUAGUGAAUCUAUUCAUGGAAAGUGUUUUAUGGCUACAUUUCUUUUGCGAACCCUGGACUUAAUGCUGGUUUGGGGCUAGAGGUUUGAUCAUUGUCCCGAUUGACCAAGGAGAUGGAGGAAACAAGAGAUACACCAAUGUAGAUGCAGCUGGGCAAACGAAUUCUCAAGAGGCGCGUCUGAGACUCUUUGAAUAAUGCUAGAAGCAUAGUUUGAUGCAUAGGAGAAUGUGCAUUCAUAGUCAGAACUGCUGCUAAGCUCAGCGUCUUCCCUGCAAGCAAAGCUGAAUCAGGGUCAGUACUCAUAUGCAUUGAUGGAAGUGCGCAGUGGGAAUUUCUACUAGGUCCCAAUGCAUAGGAUUGCAGCCUAAAUUUCAGAGACCAUGAGCUUUAAAACCUGUACAGUCUCAUUCGCUGCAAUACCGAUGAGUGAUUCACUGCUGAUUUCAGUGAAAGAUUCCCGUUUAACAUAAUGCAAAUCUUUGAGCAUGCUGUGAUGUAUACUAGGACGGUUCAUAAAAAACUUUUUUCUAAAAAAAAUGCCAGCUCCAAAGGUUUUAUCUUACUACACUAGGGAAUAUAUAGCUAUAUCUGAAAUUUCAUGCAUAUCAGUUAAUAUCGUGACCCUCUACGAAAAUUCCGUAUUUUUUGCUCUAUAAGACGCACCAGACCACAAAACGCACCUAGUUUUUGGAGGAGGAAAACAAGAAAAAAAUAUUCUGACUCUCAGAAGCCAGAACAGCAAGAGGGAUCGCUGUGCAGUGAAAGCAGCAAUCCCUCUUGCUGUUCUGGCUUCUGGGAUAGCUGCGCAGCCUGCAUUCGCCCCAUAAGAAGCGCACACAUUUCCCCUUACUUUUUAGGAGGGAAAAAGUGAGUCUUAUAGAGCAAAAAAUAUGGUAGCUGUUUACUUGGCUGUUUUCCUAUGUCGUGAAGGCAGAAAUUUCAAUUCAGGGGGUCAAGAUAUUAACGGAUAUGCGUGAAAUUUCAGAUAUAGCUAUAUAAUCCCUAGUGUAGUAAGAUAAGACCUUCGGAGCAGGCAUUUUUUUAAAAAAAGUUUUUUAUGAACCACCCUAAUGCAUACAUGUGAGAGUUCUCCUCAGCUUCCUCCUGUGGAACAUCUCAAUAUAAGAUGUUGUUGAUGGAAAUGUGCUAUGAAUGAAUGGAAUUGCCGCAUUCUCAAGGGAUCAUUGGAUCUGAGCAAUUGCCAGAACUCUGAGUUUGCUAUAGUUUGCAUUUUAGCAAUGAGCUUGAAAUGUGAGGACCUCAGGAAACAUUUCCCUGGAAAUUUCUCCUGGCAGCCUGCCAGUAUGCCAUGCCUCUUGAUUAUUUAAAUCGUGGCGAGAAAAUAGAAAAUAUACCGUGUUCAAAAACAGGUUUGAACACAUCAGCCCAGCAGAAUCAACAAGAUCAUAAUCUAACCUCGUUUUGGAAUCUUUCCAACAUGAUCUGGAAAUUGCCUAUAAUUCCCUUGAUUUUUUUUUGGUAUGUAAUCCAAACAGGUGAAAGUACAGUUUAACUGCUUUGAAGUCAGUGCAGGACAACAUCUCCAUGUGACCAUGAGGACAAUUCCAAAUUACUGCGGAGUUAAAAAGGAUCAAGAAUAUUAUGUUGAAGGUUGGAAUCCAUCUUUAGAAAUAAAUGAUGAUCUUGGAGGUUGGGAGGGUGUCAUGAAUGAGAUAAUGGAGAUUCCUACUGACCAGGAAAUUGGCAAUUUUCACAAAUUAAAACUAUAAUCCCAACUCUUGUCAGAACUGUAAUGCCUUCUCUCCUUGACCUUGGCUCAAGAUUUACAGUAUAUAGCUCUAAGUAUAAAUAUACUUACAGUGGUAUCUUGGUUCUCAAACUUAAUCUGUUCCGGAAGUCUGUUCCAAAACCAAAGCGUUCCAAAACCAAGGCGUGCUUUCCCAUAGAAAGUAAUGCAAAAUGGAUUAAUCCGUUCCAGACUUUUGAAAGCAACCCCUAAAACAGCAAUUUAACAUGAAUCUUACUAUCUAACGAGAUCAUUGAUCCAUAAAAUGGAAGCAAUAAACAAUGUACUGAAGUCACACAAUCAAUCAGUAGCUGAACUGGGUUCCACACAAUCACAAAAACAAAACAAAAAGAGCCGUAAAAGCAAAACCACAAAAUCAAUAGCAAAAACAGACAGACCUCAGAGUAACACUCAAAACAGAAGUGUGGCACUCAAAAUGAAAGCAUAGCACUCAAAACAGAGCACAUUUGGCUUCCAGAAAAAGUUCGCAAUCGGGAACACUUACUUCCAGGUUUGCAGUGUUUCGGUUCCAAGUCGUUUGAGUACCAAGGCGUUUGAGAACCAAGGUACCACUGUAUUAACAAAUACGAACCAGGUUGGGUAGAUUGGGGAUAUUUAGUUGUGUGUAAAGUAGUGUGUUAAGGGAUGCAGGUGGCACUGUGGUCUAAACCACAGAGCCCAGGGCUUGCCGAUCAGAAGGUUGGCGGUUCGAAUCCCCGCAACGGGGUGAGCUCCUGUUGCUCAGUCCCUGCCCCUGCCCACCUAGCAGUUUGAAAGCAUGUCAAAGUGCAAGUAGAUAAAUAGGUACCACUCUGGCGGGAAGGUAAAUGGUGUUUCUGUGCGUAGCUCUGGUUUGCCACUUAUGCUGGCUACAUGACACGGAAGCUGUAUGCUGGCUCCCUCGGCCAGUAAAGCGAGAUGAGCGCCACAACUCCAGAGUCAUCCGCGACUGGACCUAAUGGUCAGGGGUCCCUUUACCUUUUAAAGUAGUGUUGGGGAAGGAACUCGAUUGAGUUCUCAUUUGAAGGUGAAUUUGCGCUUUCCAGAAUAACACACAAACCAAAACACAGCCACCCUUCAAAAUCUGCACUUCUCCAGAUUUUGCAGUGCAGUUCUUCAGCCAAGUAAUUUGUACAAAACUGCAGGUCCUGGGGCAAAGUGUGCCUACAAAUUCAUAUAUGGGUGCAAGUACAGUGGUACCUCGGGUUAAGUACUUAAUUCGUUCCGGAGGUCCGUUCUUAACCUGAAACUGUUCUUAACAUGAAGCACCACUUUAGCUAAUGGGGUCUCCUGCUGCCACUGUGCCGCCGCUGCACAAUUUCUGUUCUCAUCCUGAAGCAAAGUUCUUAACCUGAGGUACUAUUUCUGGGUUAGCAGAGUCUCUAACCUGAAGCGUAUGUAACCUGAAGCAUAUGUAACCCGAGGUACCACUGUAUUAGGAAAAUUGCAUUUCACAGAUGUACUUGUUAGGCAAAACAUGCAUACUGGGAGAAAUUCUCACCACAAACCCUGACAAGUUUUCAUGAGGACUUUAAAAAAUAAAAACGGUGAGCUGAUCUGGAAAUGUGGAGAACUGAAUUGAAGAUUAGGGGGGAAAAAUAUCUUAGGAAUUAGAAGACACUGAGAUUGACAGAUUUGUCUGCUCCUAGUAUAAAGGACCUAUAGGACGGCCCUGCCAUGUUCCACCACAAGUGCCUAAAAUGAAUAGCAGCCCGAAAGGGCUGAUUUUCACUGGUAUCAUAGCUAGGGACAAAAUAAUUAAACCUCUCCUCCCCUUUCACUCUAGUCCUGGUGAAAAUCAGCUCAGCUAUUAUUUUUUUAACAAAUCUUGAUGUAGUUUCUAACGAUGCAUUGAGCAUCAAAUCUCAUUUGACCCUAAUUGGCUUCCCAGUAAGACCCAACCAAAAAGCAGAACUUAUUGUGAAACUCCAUUUAGCAUUUCCAUCCAAGCCAAGUAACCGAUUCAACUCAUGCAUUUCUUUUUAGGAAGUGUGUUCUGCCUGACUUCCCUUAUUUACAGCAUUUGGUAAAUAAGAGAACAGAAAACUCUUUCCAGCUGCUGUGUAGUUUGACCUCCAACGCGUAACACUAAAAUGCUUAGCAUUUCAGUCAACCGUUAGGUUGCUUUUCAUUUUGUUGCAUGAGAAAAAAACCCCCCAAAUAAGUUGUAAAUAGGCUUUUAAGAAGUAUCUUUAAAAGAGGGAACAAAAUCAAAUAAACGUGUGGCAAAAGAGCUUCUAUCCCACUAUGGGAGACCGUGAAACAAACAAUAGUUAGAUGGGGUGGAGCUGGGCAUGAGAAGAGAGGAACUGGAUUAGACCAAAGGCCUGUCUGGCCCAACAUUCUGUUUCCCAUAAAAUAAUAUUAUUAAUUUUUACAUUUUUUAAUUUUAUUCAAGGGGUGAAAGGUGGGGUGCAUGGUUGUCCCGUCCCCAUUUCCCAGCACAACAGCUCUGUGAGGCAAGAAGACAGACGUCUCAGAAAAAUAAAUGAUCUGUUUUGAAUUUUGCAGAUUGCAGAAACAGUGAUGUGGAGGAAAAUAUUCCAGUCUGUUUUGGUAAGCUGAGGUCCAGGAGGUCUAAAUUACAUGCACUACAUCAUGUAGAACACUUCCUUUGUUUCUGAAUUCUACUAAUUACAGUUUGAAACUAAUCAGAAACAGAAAUACAUGCUUUGGUAAACUAUUAUUAUUAUUAUUAUUAUUAUUUGACUAGGAUGUCCAUACUCUCAUUGGAGAAAUGUGGGGCUUACUCUUAGGUAAAUAUGGACAGGAAUGUAGCCUUGGUGAUGUUAAUACUGAUUGAAACCAAAUGUCAAACCCAAAUAGCAAUCAAAUCAGUCAUGGAAUUCCGGAUCUUAUAUUGAUUCACAUCGACAGUAAAAUUAAAGCACAAACGUUUGUUAAUACCAUUCUCUCUCUCCCACCUUCAAGUUCCGGGCAUCAGAAUCGUUUAUGAUGUGGACAGAGUGAGAAAAACCAUUUUGGUGGAUAUUUCAGAGGCUGUUGAAGGCACAGAUUAUUACGUUCGCCUUUGCCACCAGUGGUUUCUUUGUGAAGAUGUGGGCCCAGUCGCCUUGGUAAGUGUUUGUAGGAAACUGAAAAUGGUCCACUUAGCACAUGGGUAGGAAAACUAAGGCCUGGGGCCCAGAUCCGACCCAAUUGCCUUCUAAAUCCAGCCCACGGAUGGUCCAGGAAUCAGCAUGUUUUUACAUGAGUAGAGCGUGUCCUUUUAUUUAAAAUGCAUCUCUGGGUUAUUUGUGGGGGAUAGGAAUUCGUUCACCCCCCCCAAUAUAGUCCACCCCCCAAGGUCUGAGGGACAGUGGACCGGCCACCUGAUGAAAAGGUUUGCUGACCCCUGACUUAGCAGAAAGAAAUGGAAUUUCCUAUGUUACUAAAGACAUCCAAAGGCCUAAUAUCAUUUUGCACCAUGUUCCUGAUGAAGAGGCCAUCUUUGGCGGGACGGAUGCAUGCAAUGUUUUGUCCUUGGUUGCUCUCUGUUUUCCUAUCCUCUUCUCUUCUCUUUCUUCCACCUUUCUCUUUGCUCUUUUCUUCCCCCAAUGUUGCCAGCAUCUUGAAACAUCUAACAGUGGAGGCUGGUAUCCCUUGAGACUAGUAGGGGGAAUGCAGAGAAGGCCCACAGGAAGUAGAGUCAGAGCCAAUGAUUGUUGUUGUUGUUUAGUCGUUUAGUUGUGUCCGACUCUUCGUGACCCCAUGGACCAGAGCACGCCAGGCACUCCUGUCUUCCACUGCCUCCCGCAGUUUGGUCAGACUCAUGUUGGUAGCUUCGAAAACACUGUCCAACCAUCUCAUCCUCUGUUGUCCCCUUUUCCUUGUGCCCUCCAUCUUUCCCAACAUCAGGGUCUUUUCCAGGGAGUCUUCUCUUCUCACGAGGUGGCCAAAGUAUUGGAGCCUCAGCUUCAGGAUCUGUCCUUCCAGUGAGUACUCAGGGCUGAUUUCCUUCAGAAUGGAUAGGUUUGAUCUUCUUGCAGUCCAUGGAACUCUCAAGAGUCUCCUCCAGCACCAUAAUUCAAAAGCAUCAAUUCUUCAGCGAUCAGCCUUCUUUAUGGUCCAGCUCUACUGGGAACUGGGAAAACAUAGCUUUAACAUCACAUCACUACUGGGAAAACUGGGAAAACAUAGCUUUAACUAUACGGACCUUUGUUGGCAAGGAUAGGCAGAGGCAAGUCAUUCCAGUUUUUGCUCCCAUCAUUGCCCUUGCUUUCUACAAAGGCAACACUGAGAUUAAGAAGGUGGUGGCAGUGGCUGACAGCCAGUGUCAUCCCUAAACUGGCGGAUGAUGGUUAACUGAGGACAGAGUGAGGUUGGUGGGACGCCAUAAUGGACCAGCCUCCAUUAACUUCUAGUCCUGAGCUUCAGAAAAAAAGGCACUCUAAAGCAGAGAUGGAGAAUUGGUGGUCCUCCAGAUAUUGCUGAGCUCCAAGUCCCAUCACCCUCCACCGGCUUGGCCAAUGGUCAGGGCUGAUGGGAGCUGUAGUAUGAAAAAAAAAAUCUGGUGGGCCUUAAGUUCCCUACCACUGCUCUAGAGGGACAAACUUCUUAAUGUAAAUAAGCGUAUGGCUACUUACAUGAGCAGGCUCUCCACUUCCAAUAGUCAUCUCCCACUUCAUGGUGGGCAAUGCUUAUGGUGCUUAUGGGGAGAAGGAAUAAUAAUAAUGAUGAUGAUGAUGAUGAUAUUAUUAUUAUUUAUACCCCGUCCAUCUGGCUGGGUUUCCCCAGCCACUCUGGGCAGCUCCCAACAGAAUAUUAAAAACACGAUAAAAGAUCAAACAUUAAAAACCUUCCUAAAACCUUCAGAUGUCUUCUAAAAGUCAGACAGUUUUUUAUUUCCUUAACUUCUGAUGGGAGGGUGUUCCACAGAGCGGGCGCCACUACCAAGAAGGCCCUCUGCCUGGUUCCCUGUAGUUUCACUUCUCGCAGUGAGACCCUCGGAGCUGGACCUCAGUGUCCAGACUGAACGAUGGGGGUGGAGACGCUCCUUCAGGUAUCCUGGGCCAAGGCCAUUUAGGGCUUAAAAAGUCAGCACCAACACUUUGAAUUGUGCUUGGAAACUUACUGGAAUUAGUCCAUUCAUUUCCAUGCCCCUUUGUGUUAGUUUAUCCAGUUUCCUGAACGUCUGGAGGGCUUAAGCCGAUAACACCAUGGAAGUACAUCAAAAGUAGCACUAAAAUUGUUGAGCCAUGCUUCUGUGCUAAAAGCCCAAGGACACAAGAAGACCCCUGCUAGAUCAGGCCAGUGCCCCAUCUAGUCCAGCAUCCUGUGCUCACAGAGGCCAACCAGAUGCCUAUGGGAAGCUCACAAGUAGAAUCUGAGUGCAACAGCCCUCUCCUCACUUGUGUUCCCCAGCAACUGUUAAUCAGAGGUGUAUUGCCUCCACAUGAGACAUGGGUGUCGCUGUGGUCUAAACCACUGGGCCUCUUGGGCUUGCCGAUCAGAAGGUUGGCGGUUUGAAUCCCUGCGACGGAGUGAGCUCCUGCUGCUAUGUCCCAGCUCCUGCCUACCUCGCAGUUCGAAAGCACACCAGUGCUAGUAGAUAAAUAGGUACCACUGUGGCAGGAAAGUAAACAGUGUUUCUGUGCGCUCUGGUUUCCUCAUGGUGUUCCGUUGUGCCAGCAGUGGUUUAGUCAUGCUGGCCACAUGACCCGGAAAGCUGUCUGUGGACAAACGCUGGCUCCCUCAGCCUGAAAGCAAGAUGAGUGCUGCAACCCCAUAGUCGCCUUUGACUGGACUUAACCAUCCAGGGGUCCUUUAACUAUAUUGCCUCCGAUACCGGAAGGAGAACAGCACAUUGAGACUUGAUUACUUCAUUUUGUUCUAUAUGGAGCUGCCCUGGACCUGGUCUGAAAGCUCCAAUAGGUGUAGAAUGCAACAGCCGGACUGACGAUGGGGAUGCAUGGCUGAGAAAUUGGACCACCAUUGUUAAAACAUCUGGACUGGCUGCCCAUUUGCUGCUGAGCCAGGUUCAAAGGCCUUGCGUUAAUUUACAAGGCCCUGAACUAUUUAUUUCCAGAGUACAUUAAGGGUUGCCUAAACCCUUAUAUCCCAGUUCGAUCACCAAGAUCAUCUGCCGACGCACCAUUGGUUGUCUCCCAAAUUGGCAAGGCUCACUGACAUCAACACAAAACACAGUCUUUAGUAUUAUUGGCCCAGGCCUGUGCAAUGAUUCUCUUGUCAAUAGAGAUUCAUCAGGCGCCUUCUGUUUCAAACUUUAAAAGCCUCCUGAAAACUCUUCUAUUCCAUCAGGCUUAUACAGGCCAUUAAGAAUACCACUUUCCAUAACUGUUGAUGGUCCCCAAUUUUGAUUUUUAUGUGUUUUUAUUAUAUAUAAAUAGCAUUGUAAAAUGCUUUUGUAUUUUUUCUAAAUGCAAACAUAGAAAGCAUUGAUAACGUUAUUCUCCAUGAGAAGAAUACAUGGGGAAUUUUCUGAAAGGUUAUUUACUGUGCAGAAAUACUUGACUUAUUGCAGGGUAUUUUACAAUUUCAGAUACAAGGGAAGGACUUGGUGAAACCAGUCUCUUUACAGUACACUCAGUUGUUGCCUUGUCUUUGUAUCGAGGUAAGUAUUUUCAACAUGGUUGGACAUGUAACCUGGUUAGAAAACGCAGUAACUAAUUGAAGGAACAUUAUUUCUGAGAGCGGGGCAAAGUCCUUGAGAGGAACACAACCAACUACAUGAAUGCAUUUAGUAAAGAGGGGCUUUGUGGAUAAGAAUUUAUUGAAAAAUAGAUUUUAAACUAGCUGGUUAUUUGAACUAAUGGAUCUUCCUGUUUGGAUUGCAGGCAUGGCCAGCGAUCCCCGACGCACAGAGAACCCAAUUGUGCCCAUUUAAAAAUGGCAAGUAAAAUAUGGUUUUUUUGCUCUUUUGAACAGACGCUAUGCUGUUAAAUGAUUGUUAAGGGGAAGGUGAAAUCACAGGUAGCAUGAUAGUAGGCUGUCCAAUCUGUUUUUGUCUGAAUUUUCCGCAGAUGUGAAUUUUACCUAAAAUACUUGUCCAGCGUAUCAAAAGUCCCUUAAAAAAUGACAAUAAUGGAUCAUAGCCCUGUGUCUGCACUCUCAUGGUAGACAGCAACCAGUGCCAGAUUUACGUAUAAGCUGAACAAGCUACAGCUUAGGGCCCCACUCUCUUGGGGGCCCCAAAAAUAUUUUUAAAAAACCCAACAACUAGAUGUACAUUUCCAAAAUAUAAGAUAAAAAACAAAUAAAACCUACAUACAGCAACAGUGUUUUGUGUUGUGUAGGCUCCUAUGAUGUAAGUAAUGGGCCCUGCCUGCUAGUCUGCUCCCUAAAAAACCAUUGUUUGCUCCUUUCUAUAUAUAGGGUUGCAUUUCACUAUUAAUAUCCUUCUUAUUAAUUGUAUUUCAGUUCAACAAUUACUUUGAUUAAAAUACAUAUUUGUAAUGUGCUAAUGGCUUUAGAUACCUAUUAGGUCCACAAAUUACCAUAUAGCAUAUAUUCAACCCAAAAAACAGCGACAAUUUGUUAUUGACAAAGGACAGCUGGACAUAGAAAGGGACCCAUUACCUUCAGUAGCUUAGGGCCCCAUCAAACCUAAAUCCGGCCCUGAUAGCAACAGAGCCACAUCUCACUCCCAGCCAACAAAAUGGUAGGUGCUUAUAGCUAGCUACCAUUGGGGAGGAGUUGAGUUCAGUAUCCCGGACACUUGAGCUAUAUAAUGUGCUUUUACGCAGCGGCGUAGCAUGGGUUGUCAGCACCCGGGGCAAGGCAAGUAAUUUGCGCCCCCUAACCCCUAAUCUGCCGCUGCUGCCAGCUUCUUCUCGCUGCUGCCUGGUCUGGUCUGGUGUGGUUCUCUCCCGCGCUCAGCGCUGCGCUGGGCGGCCGCUGCACUGUCCCUCCCCCAGAUAGUCCCUCGCUCUCUCUCCGCACCACACGCCUGGCACCCACCCCCCUCCACAGUGGGCGGCGACCCAGCGGCUCGGCUCGGAUUCGCACAGCCAGCACUGCAGUGAGAGAGAGUGAGUGAGCCAGGUAGGGGCAGAGAGCUGCGAGUGCGAGCGCGCCCCCCCCCAGAUGUUGCGCCUGGUGCGGCCGGCCCCCCCGCACCCCCCACGCUACGCCACUGCUUUUACGCAGCCUUCAUUUCCCUCCUAUGUUGCUUUUAGAUACCAAGGCCCUGUGGGACAACAUUAUUUAUAAUCCCAACACAAAAACACUGGAAUGGGAAGCAGCCUGCCCUGUCCACGUUACUGUCAGCCUUUGUCAGCUCAUGAAGACCAAUGAUCAGUGCGUUGAUCUAGAGAACACGGCAAAUAUCGCUGCAGAGAAAGUAAGCACCAAAGAGCAAAUAUAUGCACUGGGUCUAGUAUUUCUGCAUGUAGUCAUUGAGUGGGAGGGCAAACUUGGUUUCACCUGAAGAAGAACUUUGAAACAGUAAUUGGCCAAAACGCGUUGGUCUCCUUUGAAAACAAAUUUCUUUAUUCGUUCCCCACAAAAUAGAAUUUUUUUAUUGCUAAUUUUAAUAAUACAUUAUUUUAUUCUGAAAUAGGCAUUCUGAAUGCGUUUGAAUACAAGAUAUGUGACUGGAUGUGCAUAUUGGUACAUAUUUUUUAUUUAUUUUUUUAAAAAAAUUAACAUUCCAAAUUAUUACAAAUCAAACCAAAUUACUUUAAUUUAAUACAAUUCCUUAAAAUCAGGUUUCCUGAUCCUGUUGCAAACGUAUGUCAAUCAUUUCCUCCCGUAGCUGCAUCAUCUCUUAUUUAAUGUCCAAUUGUCAUCCUUCACUUGUUGUUAGUCCAUUCUCGCAGCUGACAACAUUUUUUUCACCUUACAAACAGCACCUCUGCUACAUUUUAUAAUUAUAAUAUCCAUUUCACGUGUGUAGUCCUUCAUAUACAUUGUUGUUCCAGACCUGGUGUGCUGGGAGAAUUAAUUACUAUCUUUCAUUGUUCAGUUCUUUGCAACGGUUAUCUUUGGUAAAGGUAAACCCGCUCUGAGAACCCACAGCUAAUUCUCCCCUGGCCUCCUUGCUGGCCCAAGUAGGACCAAUUCAGCCAGCUAGCCCUGGGGAUUAUCUAAUUGAUUUUUGAUUUUUGAAUUUUAUUGUCAUUCAUGUUUUUAUACUGUAUUUUAUGCUGUUUUUAUAAUUAAGUGUUUUAAAGUGUUUUAAAUUUGUUGUUAGCCACCCUGAGUCCGGUUUUUGAACCGGGAAGGGUGGGGUAUAAUUAUUAUAAUUAUAAUUAUUAUUAUUAUUAUUAUUAUUAUUAUUAUUUAUUUAUUUAUUAUUAUUAUUAUUAUUGGUACAUAUAUUUUUAAGUGGAGGACGGUACUGCAAAAUGUUAAGAGACUGGGGAAAAAUUGAAGGAUAAAUCUGUUUGAACAUUCCUACCCUUGUGUCCACAAGCUAUAUGCAGAUACACAUCAGUUUGAAUGCAUCUAGGAUGUGUUCGGGUGUGUGUGUGAACAAAGGUUCAGAGUAGGACACCACCUCUGUUCUUCAUGCAUUCACUAAAAAUGACAUCCACACGAGGCUUUGAUGUACACCAAGUCAACUUUUAGCUGUCAGUUAGUAAGUCAAAUUUACACCAAGUCAGGCUUAGCUUUCAGUUCAGUAAGAAACACCUUUGCAAUGUUUAUAAAUGAAUAAUCUUUCCAAUGUAUCUAAAAGCUAGCUAUGCCAAUGCCUGUUUUUCUCACGAUGCCAAUAACUCUCUGAUCAUUCUGUUUUCAAUCAGGUAAAAUAUUCUCGAGUUGAUGCACAGCCAAACCUUUGCAUGAAGGUAUAUUUUUUCCCUUGUACAUUAUUUCCUUAUGAAUCAUCCCUUUGCUCUACUUAUUAAGAGAAAUCUUGUGGCCGGGUCCUGUGGAAAAGCUACCCCUGUCCCCUCUAUGACUCGUAGGAUGGCCAUCAUUAGAAAUGUAUUGGCAGUUUGAGAAGCGGUUCAGAGAGCACUGGUUUUGUGAAGGCUGUAUUAUUCCAUUGGAAUUAUUUAGCUUGUUGGGAAGAAGCACCCAAAUCUAACCUCCCCCUAACCCCCAAUUCAUUAGAACAGGGGUUCCCAAACUGUGGUGCAAGGACUACCAGUGGUCUUCAAGUUUCCUUCAUGUAGCCCAAGGUGUGUCUGUGGCUUUGUGGUUGAAGACGGGACACAAGUCCAUUGCAUUCAAUAUCCAGGUUGAUUUUUGACCGUAAUUUUUUAUUGCUCCUUAAACAAUGAACAUUGUAUAAGGAGCAAAAAGGGACGCAGGUGGCGCUGUGGGUUAAACCACAGAGCCUAGCACUUGCCGAUCAGGUCGGCGGUUUGAAUCCCUGCGAUGGGGUGAGCUCCCGUUGCUUGGUCCCCGCUCCUGCCAACCUAGCAGUCCGAAAGCGCGUCAUAGUGCAAGUAGAUAAAUAGGUACCACUCCAGCAGGAAGGUAAACGGUGUUUCUGUGCGCUGCUCUGCUUCGCCAGAAGCGGCUUAGUCCUGCUGGCUACAUGAUCCAGAAGCUGUACGCCGUCUCCCUCGGCCAAUAAAGCGAGAUGGAGCGCCGCAACCCCAGAGUCGGUCACGACUGGACCUAAUGGUCAGGGGUCCAUUUACCUAUACAAUGCACAAGGAAUAACAUAACAAUAGAAAUGACAUCCAAAACCAUACAGCAUCUAGCACAGAACAUUGCAAUUGCCGCAACAGGUGGAAAAAUCAUUAAGUGAUCUGCAAAGACCCUCAGCAGUUUUCACGUGGUCCAUAGUGCAGGGCAAAUAUUAGGGCACUACUGUGCUAGUUUCUGCACAGCAGAAUCCUAUGGAUGUUGACUUGGAACUAAUUCCCAUUGUGUUUAAGAUAAAAGCCAUGGUUCCUCUAUUCAUCACUACAUUCCAUUUAGAAAUUCAGAUUAAGAUGAACAACAACAACAACCCCAGUGUAACUAAUCACUUCUUUUUUAAAACCCCUUUUUAGUUUGCAACUAAACACGGUUCUUGGGUUCGAUGCCCAUUUGCUCGUGGAAAUCCCCAAGGUAAGGUGAUUGCAUUCAUAAACAUCUUUCUACAUUUGUAAUGGCUCAAUGACAGUCAUAGCGGAACAAGCUGCUUAGGCUAUACCUGUGGGUUUUUUCUGUUUUGUUUUUCUAAGACCACAUCUGAAGGACCGUGAAUAAUGAGGAACUGUAUUCUUUGAAUUACGGUGUUUUCCUUGGUGUCCCUAAGGCGGUUGGAUGGUGUCUUGUACGCCUCCUUCCGGCAACUCCUAGCAGCCCAGCUGGUGCCAAAUUUAUUGCUCUGCUUUCCUUUGCACCACAUCAGCAAGGCCAAGAGGGGGUGGGUCUUGUUGUCUGGGCAGCCCAGGACCUCCAUACACCAGUGGUGGACUUUGGGCUCUCCAAUUUCAGUGGCACCCUGUGUGACACUAAAAUUCAGUGUCCCCAUCUCUUGCGCUCCAUUCCACAGCAUUGCUGUGGCACCUCCAGCACCAUGGCACCCAGUGCCACCACACUGGUCAUGCCACCCUAAAACCGCCUUUGCAUACACAAUGCCCAGGUCACUCCAGUGGUGUUAAUGCAGCAAAAACAAUGCAGGAGGCAGCAGUUAUGAGUUACUGGUCUCUGCAGCCACAGCAGGCGCUGUGAUUCUCCAGCAGUUUGCCUUCACCACCGGAGGCACACUCCAUUGUCUCUCGAGACAGGCGAAUGCCAACAAAACAGGUUGAAGCCUCAUUCCAAGAAAACAAUUGCCAAGGGCAGUUUAUUAAAAUCAACAUACUAAUUUGUAUAAUAUCUAAGCAUUGGUGCAGUGUUCGAUGCUGCUGGGUACAAGACGCACGAACCUCAUAAUGCGAUAGUUGUGAUUCGAGGACCCGUCCCCCGCUUGGGAAUAAUAAAGACACAUGGACACAGCAUAUUAGGUUCUCACAGCAUGUGAGAAGGUAUUGGCUUAGGCAUUGGACAACACCGAAUUUGACUUCACCCACUCGGAGAGGGGUGAGUCUGACAAGGGGUUAACCACCAGUAGGGGGAGCCUGUUGAUGCAAAUACAACUAUAAGCUCUCCCCUGAUGUCACCGGGGGUCGUGCCAUGGCCCCCCACCACACAGGGCAUCGGACAGGAUCCACGACCGCCAGAUUCCUUUAACGCAAUACCCAAAAGGUGAGGAGUAGGUGAUGGCCACACCUUGCCCUUCCAUACACCAACAACACAUUCCAAUGCCUAACCACCACCCGAGCCCAAGAGGCUCGCCGCCAAUACCCUCACAGCUGCAACCAAUCCCUAAGACUUCUGAUGAUGUUGGCCAGCCAUAUGUCGUUGCCGUGAUCUGAAAGAUGAACACCGUCAUCCCGGACUCAUGGAGAUCAGAAGCACAAUGGCAGUGAGAGCUGGCGUGGCCGCAUUUGAGCGGCUAAACCACACCCCCGUGGUGUCACCCGAGUGGGUGCCCAACUGGGAGGCAUGGCACGCCAGCAAUGAUGUCAGGGCAGGGGGCAGAACGCCCCCUGCGUGACGCGGGAAUCGGCUCCCGCUCACAACCCCUCCCCUCCGGAAGGAGGAGAGUCUUUGUGAGAUUAACUAAAGGGCGGACAUUUUGUGGUCGCCUCUGAGCUUCAGUGAUGAAGCUGGCUGAAAAAUGAAGCAAGUAUUAAAGGGCAAAAACAAAAGUGUCACUAGUUAGGAUCACUUCUCGGUAACGUAGAUUGCUUUUUUACUUCUGUUUCAGCUUGGGAAAUGAAUCUUGCUGUGAUGGACAAUAGGAUAGAAGUUUCCUUCAUGUCACAAGCUGCCGAGGCAAAAUUUUCCGUUCAUGUAUGCAACAAGACAGAGGCGUCUUUAUGCAACUCUACUGGAAUCCACCAGCCCAUCUCAGUGGUUUGUGCCAUUUUUAUUUCUCCUUUCUUACAAGUGAAUCCUGAACUCUUGAUCUACGUCUGUCAGAUCCUUUUAAGGCAAACAUUUUGAGAAGUGUGGCAUGCAGGAGAAUACUCAUUUGAGUCAGUGGGAAACAUACUGACUAACCCUAAAGACCCAAGUUAAAAAAAAGAGCAAGUUAGUACUACUGUGAGAUGGGAUAUCAUUUUUUAAUAAAAAACCCCCAUCAACCCUCAAGUACCAUUAUGGAAUUGAUACGUUCUGUACAGCUACGUUAUGUUGUGAAAUCAUGUAGAUUUUGAAUCACAGAGUUCCCCUUCUUUUGUUUUCGAAUGGUUUUUUCCACCACAUCCUCUCAGUGACUUUACAAUGAACAAUGAUUUGCACAGAGCACUUAGCGGAAAUAUCCUUCCAAUUAAAGUACUCCAAAAAAAAUUCCUAAAUGCUUGACUGACUAGAGAUUGCUACAUUUUGGUGUUCGGCGUCCUUUUAAAGGAAAGCACAUGACAGAUAUUGGCCACUGAGACCUGACUUCAAACUGAUUUUGAUAGAGCUCUGAUUCGCUGCUAAAGUUCGCACGAGGUACACAUCUUUAACAACAACAACAAGAAAAAGAAGCCUCUUCUUAAUUUGGAAAGAGGAUCAAGAUGAUGACAAGAUAGGCUUUGUGACUCCAAAGCUUCCAUCAUAGGAACCAGCUUGAAGUUUCCAAUGUUCUGUUAUCCACUGUAAUAUAAUAAUAAUAAUUUUAUAUUUAUACCCCGCUCACCUGGCUGAGUUUCCCCAGCCACUGUGGGUGGCUUACAGCACAUAAAAAAAUGGUAAAACAUCAAACCCUAAAAACUUCCCUAAACAGGGUUGUCUUCAGGAGUCUUCUAAAAAUCAGAUAGUUGUUUAUUUCCUGGACAUCUGGUGGAAGGAUGUUUCACAGGGUGGGUACCACCGCUGAGAAGGCCAUCCACCUGGUUCCCUGCAACCUCACUUCUCGCAGUGAGGGAACCUCCAGAAGGACCUCAGAGCUGGACCUCAGUGUCCAGGCUAAAUGAUAGGGGUGGAGACAUGGCUUUGAGAUGUUGUUGUUGACAUCCAUCUGCCUUGGGGGACAAUGGAGGAGUGUUUCUUUGGGGAUGAAGUUACAGCGCCUGCUGUGGCUGUAGAGACCAAUAUGGGAGAGACCUGUUUUGUUGCAGCUGGGCCAGAUGAAGGCAUCUGGUUGUACUGCUGCAGAUGCACCAUGGCGUUACUUCACUGUGUGCUCUUCCCAGCGGUUAUUCCUCCUCUGGUCACUGCUAUGGUUGCACAACCUUACCGCCUGUCUCCAGACACUGCGGUUGUCUGUAAGGGAUUCCCACAUGGCGGGGUUGAUGUUGCCAGCCUUCAACGACUCUCAAUGAAAGCAGCGAGAAGCACUGAGUCAUCACCUCGAACUGAGCAAAUGCAGAGCAGGGCAACCAAGAUUUGGUUUGAAAACCAAGCCUUAUGAGGAACGGUUAAGGGGGUUGGGUAUGUUUAGCCUAGAAAAGAGGAGACUGAAAGGAAAUAUGAAAGCCACCUUCAAAUUUCUCAAGAGCUGUAACACAGAAGAAGGAACAAGCUUGUUUUCUCCUGUUCUGGAGGGUAGGACUUGAUCCAAUGGCUUCAAGUGACAAGAAAGAAGAUUCCUACUAAACGUCAGGAAAAACUUUUGGACAGCCUCCCGCAGUUUCGUCAAAUUCAUGUUGGUAGCUUUGAGAACACUGUCCAACCAUCUCGUCCUCUGUCGUCCCCUUCUCCUUGUGCCCUCAAUCUUUCCCAACAUCAGGGUCUUUUCCAGGGAGUCUUCUCUUCUCAUGAGGUGGCCAAAGUAUUGGAGCCUCAGCUUCAGGAUCUGUCCUUCCAGUGAGUACUCAGGGCUGAUUUCCUUCAGAAUGGAUAGGUUUGAUCUUCUUGCAGUCCAUGGAACUCUCAAGAGUCUCCUCCAGCACCAUAAUUGAAAAGCAUCAAUUCUUCGGUGAUCAGCCUUCUUUAUGGUCCAGCUCUCACUUCCAUAAAUCACUACUGGGAAAACCAUAGCUUUAACUAUACUGGACUCCAAAUCCCAUCAUCCUUGACCAUUGACCAUACUGGCUGCAGCUAAUGGGAUUUGGAGUCCAGUAACAUCUGGAGGGGCACAGGUUCCCCACACUUGGAACUGGCACAAAAUCAGCAUGCUCCAUAGACACACCAAAAAGGCUGAAUGUCUUCAUCAAUGCAAACCACUGUGUUUUGUGGCACAGUCAAAUAAGUAUCAUAGCCAAAAAGGAAAAUGAGGCAUCUCUGUUGCCUUUGGGCUAAUGUGUGUUUUUUUGCUUUUGCCUCUUUCACAGGCUGGCUUGAGUUCAACGUAUGUCAACAUCUCAGGCAAAACAUGUGGAUCAGACAUCUGCAUUCAGGUUUGUCUUUUGUUUUGAAGGUCUUUUCUGUGCUAGCAUGCAAAUGAUAACUAGAGGGGGAAGUAGCACAUCUUCCCUAAUCAGUUCUUAAUCAUCUUAUUGCAGCAGCAAUGGCAAGACAUCUGGGGGGAGGAUGCAUUUACCGCCUUAGAAAAAUGUUAAGAGGGAGAAGCUACAUCACAAACACAACAUCCCUCAGGACACGAAUAGAUGGAUCAGAACAGUUGUAUGUGGUGAAUUUUUUUGUAGGGGAACAGUUAAGGCCAAAGGCAACAGCCUCCGUAAACUGGGCAGAAGAUUCCUGGACUUUGGGCAGGAGGUGCCAGGUCUCUGACAGGAUGCUGGAACCCUGCUUCCUCCUUCCCAAGGUCAGGAAGGCUUUGAGAAGGUGGCAGAAGGGCUCUUGGACCUGUCAGAGCAUUGCACCUCUCUCCCUAAACCUAAUCUGGGCAGAAGCUUCCUGGGCUUUGGGAAGGAGGUGCCAGGCUUCAAUACUUUAUUUUAUUGGGAGCAUUUAGGGGACUAGCCUAGUUCCCCUAGUCCACUGAUCGCAUGCCAUUGGAUCAGAAGUGGCUUGCUGGGUGGGUGAAGAUGCUAUGCUAGGUUUCUGGCAGGUGGGCCACUGUUGUUUACUGGGAGCGGAAAAUAGAGGCGUCACAGAGACGGACAGUGUGCAGAUCUCAGUUUGGUGUUCCUGCUGGUGCAUUUGCACCAUGCCAGCCUCCCCACUGCUUUGCCCCUCUCUCUCCUGAUAAGCAAUAGCAACCCACCUGCCUGGAAGCUACGGUAGUGACUUUGCCCCACCUUUGAGCUGCUUCUGGUAUGGGCAGUAGCUAAAUAUUAUAGUGUCAACACCUAUUUAACAGAUCUAACACUGCAAGAAAAUGGAGGAGUUACAUUCAACUGACCAACAAAACAAAACAAAACAAAAACCUGUGCUAAGGUAAUAACCUUCCUCCCUUUUUUUCUUUUAUAAGGGACGGAGGACAGACGUAGACUAUUCCAUUCCUUCACACAUCUGUGAUUUGCCCUGUAGUAAGUAUUGAUAAUAGUAUUGUAUUGGCCACUAUAGCCCAAAGCCAAGUAAAAUAAUGUGUGGUCUGCAGCCACAGUUGUCCUAUGUGGUUGGCCCUGGGCUUGUCUUGGUGGUGGAACCUACUGUGAUCCUAGAGCCUGUGAGAGGCAGGAUCAAAUGCUGUCCUUGCUGAUUGACAAUGUUCUCUUCAGCUAUUGAUUUGGCAUCACCGAGAACAAGGCGUGCACCCUAUAGCAAAUGUUCUAACGGAGACAACCCUCAUAUGAAAGGACUACAUAUUCUUGAAAUGUAUGUAUCGACUACAACGUGACGACAUUUUUUCUUUCCAGUUUCUGCUACUCGGAGUCAGGAACGUGAUGAAAAUUCCUUAAGCAUCCUAUCUCUAAUAGCAUUGCUUGUGUUGACUGUGACCAUGAUGGGCCUCCUGGGACAUAAACUUUUAUCAGGUACGAUUCCAUGUAAACAAAGCAUGCAACCUAAGUAUGUCAUGAAUUCACACAGCAGGGUCUCUAUAUUGUGACAGAGGGAUCUGUUCUGUUUCUUAAAAAGUCAUUUAUUUAUUUUUUUUAAAAAGGUUUGAUGUAGCAGUGGAAUCUAGCUUCCAGGUUGGGGUGUUCUGCUUAUGCAAGCCCUGGGGAUAUGGGAACACGCUGGCUUGGAGUGGCUUGGGGGAUAGUUAGAAGUAACAGCUCUUGGCUGGACCAGUACCUUGAGAUUUUGGCUUUUGAGUUUCUAUGGUAACAGCAUAUAAUUUGCAUAGGAAAUGAAAACCGGUAGCAAGUUUCCUCCUGGAUGUGAGAAUGAGCUUGUUUGAUGUUGCGUGGAGCCUGAGUGUUGCAAUUUUAGACAUUUGUGAAGAAGAACAAAUUGGCUCGGCCAUUGUUCCAUGUAUGAAAGCAGCUCUGGGUUCAUUGAAAUAGUUAAGCAAGCUGAAUACUCAGUGUAUGCAGUUUUUCCUCCCUUGGAGUUAAUAGGGAACUUUGAAAGAUAGGAAGAUUCACAACUUAUUCAUAUGUUCCCUUCUGAACUUUCUUUUUCAAGCAAGAAAUGUACAUGGAGUUGAUCGAACUCACUCACAGUUUCAAUGUUCUACCAAGCCUCCCUUGUAUUAAUAUUGUGUUAAUAUUAUUAAGACCAACUUGAACACCUAAGUUCAUCUGUUUUCCACAGACUGUAAAAUCUUGGCUUGGUGAUGCAACCUCCAGAACACAGAUUGUUAAUCAGCCAAAGGCCUGGUUGAAAAAGAACGUUUUCACCUGGCGCUGAUGUAUAAUGAAGGUGUCAGGCGAUCCUCCUUGGGGUGGCCAUUGCAGAAAAGGCCUGUUCUCAUGUUCUCAUCCUCCGGACCUCUUGUGGAGGAGGCACACUAUGAAGGGCCUCAGAUUAUGAUCACAGGGUCUGGACUCUGUCAUAUGGGGAGAAGCAGCCCUUGAAUUAUUGCAGUCCUGAGCUGUUUAAGGCUUGAUAGAUCAAAACCAGCACUUUGAAUUGGACCCAGAAAUUAAUUGGCAGCCAGUGCAGUUGGGCCAGGAUCUGUGCAAUACGCUCAAACUGUCUUGCACCAGCGGAAGUUUCCGAGCUGUUUUCAGAGGCGGCCCCAUGCACACAUAACACAUUACAAUAAUCUAACCUAGAGCAUAGCAUAGAUGACAGAUGUUAGACUAUCCCUAUCCAGGUAGGAGCAAGGGUAGGGCACCAGCCAAAGCUGAUAGAAGGCACUCUGAGGCCACCUGAGCCUCAAGUGACAGCAAUUGAUCUUGAAAUACCCCCGAGCUAUAUACCUGCUCCUUCAGAGAGAGUGUAACUCCUCCAUCAAGAGCAGGCAAGCUCCCAUCCAUCUGGUCUAGGGAACCACCCACUAACUGUAGCUUCUUGCACAAAGGUAAGAGUUUCAUCUGUUGCUCCCCCCACAUUUGUCUGCAGCUCUGGUCCUCAUUAGGGGUGCGGGUGGUGCUGUGGGUUAAACCUCAGGGCAGAUUUGCAUGAUUCAAGGAACUGCAGAAUUGAUUCUCUCAUCCAUUUCUGGUAAGAUGUGCAAGCUGUAACCUCUCCUUGUAAGGAAGAGAUGCAAAUAAAAUACCCUCCUUGCACAAACAAAAACCACAAAAAGACACAUGAGUCACUUGCACAUCUUCUUUUCAACACAUAAUGUAAUGUGCAAAGCAACCUUCAAGAUGCCAUCUUCAGAAAACAUGUUCCUUAAAAUGCCAGUGCGUUCCAGGCAUCCUGCUGGUUUCUGCCUUGGAUUGUCAUUUAGGAAACAAAAAUACAUAUCCAGUCACACUUAGGAAUGGUGGGCUGAUUCAAAUAUGUGAGCCUUGGUUCUGGUAAGUUAUUGCUUCAUUGUUUGAAUAAGUGAUGAAUAGUGAUAUAUAAACUUUGUCCUUAUUGCUUGAUCUGCAAGUACUGUUUUGUAACUGCAACCCGUCAUUUGAUGUUGCCGUUGUUGACCUAAGUUUGGCAGAUCUCAGGGCGUGGCUCCAUCAAGUGGCCCCUGAAGACAUGUUUCUACAAAACUUCCUUUGCUUCUUCUUGGCAAACUGUUUCUUAACUGGGCUAGAUAAAAUGUGAUGUUGUGUUUAGCAUGUUGGACUAGAACUGGGGAGGCCCAGGUCCAUAUCACCACUCAGUCGUGAAGCUUACUAGGUGACCUUUGGCCAGUCACCAUUCUUCAGCCUCACCUACUGCACUGAGCUGCUUUGAGGAUAAAAUUGGCAGAGGGGAAACGAUGGGCCUUGCCCUGGAAGGAAGACCAGGGUAUCAAUAUUGUUACAAAGGUUGCGCACCACCUCCAGUCUCUGCUGAGCAAAAACAAGAUUCCGGGGGUUCCAGGCACUCAACCAGGGUUGUGUUUCCACUGGGAAAAUCGAGAUGCAGUGGAGGCUAGUACCUUUAAGAAAUAUGGCUCAUUUUACACGCAUAUACACCUAAAGCAGCGGUUCUCAACCUGUGGGUCCCCAGAUGUUGUUGGACUACAACUCCCAUCAUCCCUGAGCUCUGGCCUUGCUAGCUAGGGGUGAUGGGAGUUGUAGUUCAACAACAUCUGGGGACUCACAGGUUGAGAAAGGCUGACCUAAAGUCUUCUGUGGAGGGGUUGCAGAACAUUAUAUUCCUAGAGUGGCUCUCAUUGCUGCUCUCAUAGCUUUGGCAAGCUUGGGUCUAAAACAGUCGUCAGUCAUGGCUCCCAGUCUCUCAGUGUAGCCUCUUCCAGCCAACACCACAUUGAGUUCUGCCCACUUCCUCCUUUUUGUUCCCAGAACACCUCUGGAUUUUAAGAAGGAUGCAUUUUUCUGUCACAUCCUGCCCCCUGUCACCUUGGCAACCUCCCAAAUCUCCUGGUCCCAUCCACUCCUUGGAGCAGGGGCAAAGGAUAGCUUUAUUCAAUUCCAGUUGCCCUUAAUGGCCCAAUACCUGGUUUUCCAUGGUUUUUCAAUGGUUCUGCAUGUAGCUAGAAUCCAGAAAUUUCUUGUCUGGCACAGUACUGCAGUUUGUGUUUUCCCUUUAUUUCCCAAAUAUUAUCUCAAUACCACCAUUUAUUAAUUUCAACCAUUCGCUUGACAGGCUCUGGUACCUUAGAUCUAUGACGAGAUAACUGAAUAAUUUGAGGUGGAAGAUUAACUGCUACCAUUUGUUUCCCCUUCCAGUUUUUCACAAGGAGAGUCACAAAGAGAAAUGCACAGCACAAACCAAAAUGCAGAGGUGAGUGUACAUUUUUUUUGGUAUGGCUUCUUGUCAUUCGGAAGACACUUUGCUUGCAAGCCCCCCCCCCAAAUUAAUCUAGAAGUCAAUGCAACACCAUGUCUUAGAACUGGGGAAGAAAAUCUCACUCUUUCAUAACCUUCUAGUCAAGUUUUAAACCCUCUUCUGCUCAGAGAAGCAAAAAUACAGGCAGUACAUGAAAAUAUCUGUCACAGAUUUGAAAUACUGCUCUGAGUCAGCCUGCCGAAUUGGGGCGGGCUUGAGGGAACAAUCAGGCUUCCCUCAGGUCCACUCCUGGGGGAUUUAAAACAGCCCACACCAGCCCCAGACUCCCAGCCCUUCUUCGUUGGAUCAACCCACCCAUCUACUUGGGUAAUUUUGCAUUUACUCAUUGAAUUGACCUUGCUAUGGCUGCGGUGGUCGCCAUAUUUGUGGUGCCAAGAAAGGAAUUGGCUAUGACCUGGAGGUUUUGCCUACCACAUAGAAUCAUCAUUGGCAAUUUAGGCAUUGGGCAACCUUAGCCUUGGUUGGAGGGGGGUGGUGGCAUUGUCUAAAACAGGGAAAGGGAACAUGUGGCUCUGAAGACGUUGCACUCCAAAUCCCAUAAGCCCCAACCAGCAUGACCAUUGUUGAGGGAUGAUGUGAGUUGGAGUCCAACAAAAGCUGGAGGGCCAUAGGUUCCUCACCCCAGGUCGAAAAAAGAAACCAUGAUUAAUACUAUCUGCUAAUUUUGGCAGAUCCAGUUAAGUUCUGGAACAUGGACUGAUAAAAAAAAAAAGUUGUCAACAAAGCCUAAAACACACUACAGUGGUACCUCGGGUUACAGAUGCUUCAGGUUACAGACGCUUCAGGUUACAGACUCCACUAACCCAGAAAUAGUAUCUCAGGUUAAAAACUUUGCUUCAGGAUGAGAACAGAAAUCGUGUGGCGGUGGCAGCGGGAGGCCCCAUUAGCUAAAGUGGUGCUUCAGGUUAAGAACAGUUUCAGGUUAAGAACGGACCUCCAGAAUGAAUUAAGUUCUUAACCCGAGGUACCACUGUAUCCCUUUUUUUAAAUGGUGAAAAUUCUCCCCAUCUGACACCUCUUUCUCUUUCCUCCUCCAGCAUGAAGAGCACCUGUUCUUUGCAUUUAUGAAGAAAAGCAAUCAAUUUAGAGGAACAAUUUCAACGGCCUUCUCAAUAACUGUGUUACUUCUCUUGGGGCGAGUUGCUCUUACUUUGGUGAAUAGUUGCCACAUGCCAGUAAUUCUCAUUGAUUUCAAGGACUAUUCACGAGGUCAAGUUUUUUGAGGGCAAGCCCAUACUUACAAAGCGGCCUGGAGGGAGAGAGAAGAGUGCAAAACAGUCUACAGUCAGUUUUGAUCUUCGGAAUUGACGGAUGUGCUCAUUAGAUGUUGCAGUACGUGCUGUGGGAGCUGCUUUGCCAUAGAUUCAUCCCACAGCGUUCUUGCAAACAUUCAAAGGUCCACAGCCACCAGGGUAGGGACCUGGGCAGCUUGGAUCUUUCCUACAGAAUCAUCACCCUCCCUCUUGGUAGGUUGGUAGUUCCAUGAACUUCUGAUGGGCUUUUAAACAUUUGUGGCAGCUUUGUGGGAUAAGCCAAUGGAAAAGUGUUUCCACUGUGCUUCUGUCAUGCGUGAGGGACACAAAAAGAAACUCCCCUGUGCACAGAUGGUGUACUAAGGCCCCAUCUGCACUUUAAAACAGUAACAUACCACUUUAAACCUGGUGAACUAUAGUUUGUAAAGAAUUGUACUCUGGGAAGGGAAGAGGAGUUUUCCUACAACGCCCAGCCCUCUUAACAAACUACAGUUCCCAUUAUACUGUUCUUGGCUGUUUAAAAUGAUGUGAUAUUACCUUAAAUGUCUUCCUCUUUGGCGAUCAUUUGCAGCCAAGUACUUCCAUGAACACGGUCUUAACAGUGAGUCUGUAAGUGACCUUGGAGGCCAAUUCUGGAUCCACACAGUGGAGAAAUAGGUUUCUGGGUGGGAGUUGAUCACGGUGAGGGUUUGCCAAGCGUGCCUUCCUCUUAGCACGUUUCUCCCUUUCGUCCUGAGUUCAAGCGUCUUCAAAGUCCAUGACAUCUUUGGUGCCUAAGUUUUGUUAUUUGAAGGUCAUCCCAUUUAUAGUAUGUCACUUUGUUAAAUCCAAGCACGUCCCAGAAGUUAUUGAAUGGAAGAGAUUUUGUUUGGAUAUUUGUUAUCUAUUUUAUUGUUUGUGUCCCCCUCCUCCUUAUGAGCUGUUACUUUUUAUUACUGAGAAAUAAAAAGCUCCUGUCUUGCCAUGGACAGAAACCUAACCCUUAGACAAUUCUCAGGUUUGAAUUUUUCUACCUGGAGAAAGCAUGCAUUGUUUCUGUGAUUGAAGCACUCAGCAAAGUUAUUACGAAGCCAGCUCAACUGCAUUUUCUGGGACUCGCUUUUGUUGAAAUGCAUUCAGCAUCCGGUUUUAAUUCUUUUCCACAGAGUUUGUGAGAGCCUGUUACAGAUUAGUAGACUCUUUCUGUGAUAGCCUUAGGUUUAUUUUCUAUCAUCUUAGCUAGUGUCGUUGAGUUGUUUUUUUGCCAGCACUUUUAAAUGCUCAGAGACACUGUGUGUCACAGAGUGAGCUGGUCAGUAAAUCACACAGUUCAAAAACACGACCUUCACAGAGUUGGCCUAGUAAGCAAAGCAGCUUGUUCCCUGUAGGUCUUAUUCCAGGAAACCAGUUGCUGAGACUAAAGGUCCCCGUCUCCCCAAGCCCUGCCUCCUCCUCUCCAGGGCUUCUUCCAACCUAUCAGACAAACAAUCAGAGACUGAGCCUGCAUGCAGCCAGUCUCUCUUCCACCCUUUUCAUGUCUCUUCUGGUUCUGGGAGACAAGCGGUGAGGGGAGCUUAUCUCAGCAGGAGUGGGAGAUACCUGUGACUCUUCAUCUGUCUAACUCAUCUCUGCCUCCUGACUUCUCCCACUUGCCUGCUUUAGCUGCUGCUGCUGCUGCUGCUGCUUCUUCUCCUCCUCCUUCUUCUUCUUCUUCUUCUUCUUCUUCUUCUUCUUCUUCACUUCUCUCUGCCACAGUCUCCCCCAGCUCACUAAGCCCUGUUGCCUCUUCAGCUUCCAACACCUCCUCUUCCCUGUCUUCCCCCUCUGACCACUCAUUGUUGUCCCAAUACCACUCCUCCUGUGGAUGCAAUUGAAAAAGAAUGAGAAAGGACACUGAGCCAGGCUGUUCCCUUAUAGAGUCCCCCCACAGAUCCAGAAUCACCUAUAUUCUUCUUUCCUAGAUAUACUUGAGGAAACCCCUUCAUUGGCUUCAUCCACAUGGGGAAAUUGGGUCUGUCAUCUGUUUGCCAUUUAGAAUUCCUAACGUUACUUAGAAAUCUGAAAGAUAUAAUGACAUGUUCUUGUUAUGUACCAAUCCCAUUAUUUAUAUGAGAAUAAUACAACGAACGCUACAAAACACCAACUGUUUGUCGUUUAUUUCUUCUACUGAAGUCCAAAUUCCUGCCAGGCACACCUCAUUUCUGAGGCGUAACAAGGAGUGAAGUUAACAUGCAUGAAGAUGGUGGAGCUUAAAAACCUGUGUGGGAUUCUGUGAGGGGACUGUUUAUUUAGGCCCCCGGAAAACAUGGUGAGGAGCAUGAGAAGCCUUUCCCAUCUGUAUGAAAUUUUGUCUUAGUAUUCUCAGAGGGUGCAUUUGGGAGAAGCAUGUAAAUUAAAGACAUCUUGUUGCUGAU